Molecule: messenger RNA, 77103 nt
Organism: Podarcis lilfordi (Lilford's wall lizard)
Lineage: Eukaryota; Metazoa; Chordata; Lepidosauria; Squamata; Lacertidae
Source: the annotation of a GenBank genome assembly
AUGUUACAUUACGGAAUAAAUGUUGUGAAAGUGUUCAGCUGGAACCUGGGUGAGAUUCAUAAACAAAUUCACAGUCAACUCAUCAAGGCGAGUUAAAAGGAUGCAAGUUGCCAGGUUGAAACCUGUUGAGGACACUCUAGGCAGGCUGGCGGUACAGCCUGUUACUACUUACUCAAUUAAAUCCCAUGAUGCAAGGAAAGCCAACCAAUAAUUGCAUUGCUGAACAUCCCAGAGACAAAAUAACCACAACUUCAAGAAGAGCAACGCAAAUGGUUUUUGUACUUUAGCCUUUUGUUCACUGAUGUUUUGAAUGUACCUGGAAAGGUUUCACAAUAUUAAGAUACAAUUUGAUCGCUAUACAGUGGUACCUCGGGUUAAGUACUUAAUUCGUUCCGGAGGUCCGUACUUAACCUGAAACUGUUCUUAACCUGAAGCACCACUUCAGCUAAUGGGGCCUCUUGCUGCUGCCACGCUGCCGGAGCACAAUUUCUGUUCUCAUCCUCAAGCAAAGUUCUUAACCUGAAGCACUAUUUCUGGGUUAGCGGAGUCUGUAACCUGAACCGUAUGUAACCUGAAGCGUAUGUAACCCGAGGUACCACUGUAUUUUAUUAUAGUCUCUUAUGUAAAUAUAAUGACUGCUUCCCACAUCAAAUGGGGGGCGCCUUUGCGUGGUCGUGCGCAGCCCCCGGAUCCCAGUGCGGCUCCUGGUAUUACGGGCUGGCUCCGCCCUCCCCAGGCUGGAUACCUGGAGGUCUCUGCCUACCUGGGGAGGCAUUGCCAGGGGAUUGGCCAGGUAAGGGGAGGGACCAUCCCUCCCACACAACAGAAGGUGAAUCUUACCUGCAAAGCGGCAGUCGGCUCCAGAGCUUCUCUCACCCUCCCCUCCCUCAGUUAAGUCUUCCUUUUGCAGGUUAACCUCUUCUCCACGGGUAUGUAGGCGCUGCUACGUCAGGGUCACUGUUGAAGGGCCGGAAAGGAAUUUCCCUGCACUGGCAGGUUUUGCCUUCCCCGUAGCAAAGUGUCACAACUUUGGCGGUUUCAGGCCUUGGGCAGAAUCCUUUAGUCUAUCUUCCCUAAAUGGGGGGGGGGGCGUGAAGCGGUAACCCACAUCCCCCUUGCGGCGGUGAUCUCAGGGUUCCCCGUUAAAGGGGUCUUGAGGAGAGGCAUUGGCCAUACGCCGAGAGGUCAUUGCUCUCCCCUGCGGCGGCGGUGAAACGGGGGGGGGGGGGGGCUCUCUGCUUGAACAUAUGUUCUCCAGAGCCAGCCCAAUCCCCACACAUUCUGGAUAACCCUGAAGUCUCCCAGAUCCCCGGCUGGGGACUGGGAAGGAUAACUGCCCAGUGCCUGAGCCAAGGUUUCCCUAGAUCCGAAACUUAAUAAAAUUGUGGCCAAUUUUAAUCCCACAGCACGUUGUCUUGAGUCAUUAUUCCACUCAGGAGUCGCCUGGGGUUGGGGGGACUCUGCCUGUCCACGCAAAUGUAUGAAUCCAUUGUGAAGCAAUUUUUAGUUCUCCACAUAUCUGCAUCAGUUUACUUUGGGGGGGAAAUUAUCAUGAAAAUUCACCAGCGGCCAAACAUUACCCUAAAACCACUUCUGUCAGAGGAGAGUCCCCGUGCUUGUAAUGUGCAUUUAGUAAAGGGGUUAUGGAUCUUAUGUAUUUAUGAAGGCAUAACCGCAUAAAAGCUUUGUGUCCAUAACAGGGUUUUAGCUAACAUUUUUGCAUCCAAAUUUAUCUGCUGCUUGUUUGCUUUAGCUACUAUGAAAUAAAGAUGGCUAAACUGAAAAACCUUGCAAUAAAGAGAAUUAUACAGGCAUCCCCAUCUACCUCCUUCAGGCUGCUUGUAUUAAUAUUUCUGUGGCCAAUUGUUAUAGGAAAUACUUGAUCUGAGCAUUAAUCACCAUAAGGAAAAGUCUAGUCUUGCUAAGUGUGUUACAGAUGUUCUUUUAAUACACAAACAAUGUUGGUUUCAUCCAUCUAUUAUUUUAGAAUAAAGUUAAUCAUCUUGUAAAAUUCCAUCCUCGAAGCACAUAAAAAUAAAAUUAUAUUUCUACCAUGAGUUUGUACAGCGUUAUAUUCGGGAUGCGGUUGUAGUAAACGGAUUAUUCAUUUGUCCUUGGCAAAGCCUGCAAGCAAGCCCUUUGGCAGAAUGUUAGAAGACGUAAUAAAAAAAUCUGGUGUUUGUCUUUUACCCACAAAGGUCAGCCUUUCAAUUUCCUUUGGUGGCCAGAGUUCAUCCUCCUCCUUCUCAAAACACCAGGAUCGGGGUUUGUUUGCUCUAAGGGAUCAAGAGAUGCAGGAGAUUUUAAGCGAGAAUUGGAGUUGUGGUGAGAGCAGUACAUAGGACAUACUAUUUUUUUUAUUGCAUUGUAAACCACUUUGAUAUUUUUAUGACACUGCAAUGAAAAAUAAUAAUAAUUUUAUAAGAAUAUAAAUAAAAUAGAGACACAGCACAAGGCACCACCCUGUGUUCUUGAGUGAGACCAUUGGCCCAUCUACCACAGCAAUAUUGGCACUGGCUGGCAGCAGCUCUCCAGGGUUUCAUAGAAUCAUAAAAUCAUAGAAUUGUACAGCUGGAAGGGACCGCGAGUGCCUGGAGGCGGUUGGAGGAUGGCUGGCAGCUAACAGAUUGAGGUUGAAUCCUGACAAGACAGAAGUACUGUUUUGGGGGACAGGGGGCAGGCGGGUGUGGGGGACUCCCUGGUCCUGAAUGGGGAAACUGUGCCCCCUGAAGGAUCAGGUGCGCAGCCUGGGAGUCAAUUUGGACUCAUAGCUGUCCAUGGGGGCGCAGGUUAAUUCUGUGUCCAGGGCGGCUGUCUACCAGCUCCAUCUGGUAUGCAGGCUGAGACCCUACCUGCCUGUGGACUGUCUUGCCAGAGUGGUGCAUGCUCUAGUUAUCGCCCGCUUGGACUACUGCAAUGUGUGGGGCUACCUUUGAAGGUAACCCAGAAACUGCAAUUAAUCCAGAAUGCAGCAGCUAGACUGGUGACUGGGAGUGACUGCCGGGACCACAUAACACCGGUCCUGAGAGAUCUGCAUUGGCUUCCAGUACGUUUCCGAGCACAAUUCAAAGUGUUGGUGCUGACCUUGAAAGCCCUAAACAGCCUUGGCCCAGUAUACCUGAAGAAGCGUCUCCACCCCCAUCGUUCAGCCUGGACACUGAGAUCCAUCUCCAAGGGCCUUCUGGCAGUUCCCUCAUUGCAAGAAGUAAGGUUACAGGGAACCAGACAGCGGGCCUUCUCGGUAGUGGCGCCCGCCCUGUGGAAUGCCCUCCCUUCAGAUGUGAAGGAAAUAAGCAGCUAUCUUCUCUUUAAAAGACAUCUGAAGGCAGCCCUGUUUAGGGAAGUUUUUAAUAUUUAAUGCUGUAUUGUUUUUAACACUUGAUUGGAAGCCGCCCAGAGUGGCUGGGGAAACUCAGCCAGAUGGGCGGGGUAUAAAUAAUAAAUUAUUAUUAUUAUAUCUAGUCCAACCCCCUGCAUAGCAGGAAUCAGAAGAUGCCAGGGAUUGAACCUGGGACCUUCUGCACUGACUGCAUGUGCUCUGCCCACUUUGCCCAGAUUGAACUUCCCGGUCGUGACAAGGAGACUUGGAAAUACAAGUCCUGUGGGCAGCCUUCCAGCAUGCUCCUGGUGUGCGUUGCUCUGAGAGUCUCCAUGCCGUCAGUGCCAAGUGGAAUGUGCCUUUGGGGUCACAUGGCCCCUAUUUAUAGACCACACAGAUGCCCUCCCUUCCUCAGCAAGCAAGGUCACUAAACAGGCAGUCCCCCGGGGCUGCCCUUUUGUGUGCCAUGGGGGACAAGCACAGAGCCAGCUCCUAAGGACACCAAUAAUUUCAGGUUAGUCUCUUGCUAGCUUUUCUUCAGCCUGUGUGCCACGCACCUUAGCUGUCCCUCUAACAGUCCCGAAACCCCUUGGCUUAAGUGUACAGAGGAAUUUUCUCCCUUGGCUCAUUCCCGCUGCCCUUGCGGUCAGGAGGCUGGCAGGCCACAGCAGAGGGGGAAGAUGAAGGCCAAAGUCAUCUCUCAUUCAGAGUACACAGCACAACAUCCCUUCCCCACUUUGGAGGAAAGCUAAAGCAGCCUUAAACUAAAUCUCUUACCUAGGGGAAAUUGAAAAGGAGAAAACCUUCUUGCCAUUACAGGUGAAACCAGGGCUUAAUUUGACUUGGGGACCUGAUUGUAAUGCCAGGAAAAGGCUCACCUCUGAAAUAUGCAGGUAUUUGCAAUGAAGCGCGUUGCAGAAAGACAAUCUCCCAGUCCCAGUAGGUUUGUGUGUGGUGCAUUCAGUAUCUUGGAAAUUUCAUCUUUCUUUCUUAUGGAAAAAGCAAGUUCCUACCCCUUAUUGCUGUGAACUUUAAUGGGCAAUGCUCUUGAAGUUUCAAAACCCAGCUGAAUGGGAUUUCUAGUGAGAGGUGAGCCUAGUUUUUUGGUGUUCCUCAUAAUUAACAGAAACAAUCUGAGCCUGCAAUCUUAUACUCCUUACCUGGGAGUAAUUCCCGUUGAAUUCCCUAGGGUUACAUGUAUGGUAGUAAUUUAAUAGGAAUUAGGAAAUUUAUUUGCAGCUAUUUUAGAAUUCAACCUUUCCCGAUGCAGAAUUUCAGGCACUUUGGCCACAUUAUUUUAACUUCUCAGGUGCUUAAAAGGUCCAUGCCCACAUUCCCUCUCUGUAUAUAAGGUGUGGACAGUUGUAUGAUUAUCACAUACAACUUGCUUGUAAGCCUGGAUUUUUUGUUUUAUAACUUGCCAAACUAGGCAAUACAUACUAUUUGUAUCUGUGCCUAUAGCUGCCGUUUUUUAAAAAAACAAAACAGAAACUGGCAAGUUGCCUGUGUGAGUGAGAUAUAGUUUGGAACCCUGUCUCCACUAUGGUCCUGAUCUGGGUAUCACUUUCCUCCCUCCCCUCGUGGAGCUACAAUUCCCAGAGUGGUUUAACAAUCAAUCCCUCUUCAUAGGGAGGGACAUGGGUGGCGCUGUGGUCUAAACCACUGAGCCUGUUGGGCUUGCUGAUCGAAGGUUGCCAGUUUGAAUCCCCACAAUGGAAUGAGUUCCUGUUGCUCUGUCCCAGCUCCUGCCAACCUAGCAGUUUGAAGAAGAGUUUCGAUUUGAUAUCCCGCUUUAUCACUACCUGAAGGAGUCUCAAAGCGGCUAACAUUCUCCUUUCCCUUCCUCCCCCACAACAAACACUCUGUGAGGUGAGUGGGGCUGAGAGACUGGCCCAAGGUCACCCAGCGGCUUCAUGUGGAGGAGCAGGGAAUCGAACCCGGUUCACCAGAUUACGAGUCCACUGCUCUUAACCACUAUACCACACUGGCUCUUGAAAGCACACCAGCACAAGUAGAUAAAUAGGUACCACUGCAGUGAGAAGGUAAAGGGUUUUUCCAUGCGCUCUGGUUUCCGUCACGGUGUUCCUUUGCGCCAGAAGCGGUUUUAACCCCAUAGUCCCUUUUGACUGAACUUACCUUUACCUUUACCUUCACAGGGAACUCUGAAAAUUGUAGCUCUGUGAGGGGUGUAGGGUGGGGGUGUCUCCUAACAACUUUCAGCACCCUUAACAAACUACAACUCCCAUAAUUCUUUAGGGCAAGCCAUGACUGUUUAAAGUGGCUUAUCAGCACCUUAAAUGCAUGCUGUGGAUGUGGCUUUUGUCAGUUAGUCUGAUGUCAUUGCUCCUGUUCUGAAAACUGUGCUUCCCCACAUUCCCCUUCUAUUACAUUACUAGAUGAGUUUCAGUCUGGUCCUUUGACUCCUGAGCACAAUUCCUGGCUUUUGUCUCCUUCUGUAGCUUCCUAUGAGUCAGCUGUGACACAAACAUGAGUUUAAAAACCCUUUGCACAAUGUGCAGGGUCUCGCAGAAAACACUAUGAGAAAAUGUUUCUGGUGUGCUUCCGCCCGCCCAAAAAAAAGCUCUCAGAGAUUGCUAAAUUCUGUACUCAAAGCCAACCCAACCCCUAAUCUCCAGACAUUUAGCCAGAAGAGCAUCUUGCCACACAACCUGAAUGGGCCUUGUGGAACACGCAAUAAUUAAGUUCAUGCAUCUCGUGUCUAAAUCAAUUUGGAUCUAAGAUUAAGGACAGGAGCAAGGGAGCUUCAGAGUGGGCAUUUCAACAAUUUAUUUUCAUUUUGACCUGAAGCAAAACAAACUCCUCUAAAAUUUAUGUAAGGCUAGCAUGAUCUUCAGUUUGUCAGAUCUGGCUUCUUGCCCAGCUCAACUGUUCUUCAGCAAAGUUUGCUGACCUCUUUGAAUCACACGUUUCUGUUGUAAAGGCCUACACCUGGCGUGUGACUUCCCCCCUGACAGAUCCUGAGAAAUAAAAUGGAGGUUCUUCGCAGCAGCUGAAAAUGGCCUCUGUAGAAAUGCCAUUGUCCAGAGGAUGAACAUGUGUCUCUGUGUGUAAUCUGUUUCUGUGACAUUGGUACAGUUUAAGUUUCUAUUAAAAAUAAUUUCUCUUUGCGGGAACUCACGGGUUCUUUUCACUCAUGUAUCUGCUUGAGAAUUAAGACAUUUGUCCAAAGUACAGGCAAAGAGUGGAAAGAAUAAACCACAAAACUCUUGUUUGGUAUGAUUGGAUAAUUCCUUUUGUAUACUAGGGUUUUAUUCUGUAAGAGUUUCCACAUUUUGCUAGCCUAAAGAAAAUCCAAUAACUUUGCUGACCUUUAAAAUUUAAAUCAUGGCCGGUUUAACUGUAAUCCAUGUGCCCAAUUUGUUUGUAAUUAGGAAUAUCUCUCAAUUCAGGCUGCAUCUAUGGCCUGGAAGAGUCUAUGAAACUUGCUAGCUUGUAGUUUUGCAUUAAUUGCCCUUUUCAGGCAAAUUGCCGUAGGAGACUCCUGGGUAUCUUUCCCUAGCCUAGUAGACAGUUGAGGUAAGUUGAUUACAUGUCAGGUUCCUGGGCUUGCCAACAUGUCUGUAGCCUCUGCUUUUAGAAUAAAAAAAUCUGGUUUAGCAGCUGAUAAUUUCACAUACACAUAUUUCCAGAAUGACUUUCAAGCAUUUGCGACUUUGUGUUCUGCCUCACUGAGGGAUAGCAUGAACUAAGUGCAAGGUAAUUAAAAACUUGUAUACCUGCAGGGCAACUGGACCAACAUCAAGUGCAGAGUGCUUUGUUUCUGGAACUGCCAAGAUGGCAGGCUUGGUGCGAUGUGCUAGCAACUCUUCAUUGCCCUUCCUGCUGACAUUAAACACAAGGACGUUCCAGCCAUCAACUGGACAACGCUCUUUCAAAACUUUCCCUACUUUAUGGAGUGACCAGUCGGCAAAAGGUACAGUGUGUCCUUGAGUGGCCAAAAACACUUUUCUCAUACUGGUAAUAUGAAAACAAAAGCCUCUUUUUCUUCUUCCUCAUCUUUCUUCGAUGGCAUCUAUAACGAAAAAUAUUGCCAUAUUUCCAAAACUGAUAGUAUCACACAGUCCAUUGAAAGGGACCAUGAAAAGCAUCAGAAAAUUCUUCACUUGAGGGCCUAAUAUAACAUUUGACAUUCAGCAGUGGGUUUUAGCCCAGACACUGAGGUCCUCUUCCGUGUGUCUUCUGGCGGUUCUCUCACUGCGUGAAGUAAAGUUACAAGGAACCAGGCAGAGGGCCUUCUUGGCAGUGGCACCUUCCCUGUGGCACACCCUCCCAUCAGAUGUGAAACUUCAGGAAAGUUUUUAAUGCCUGACAUUUUAUUAUUUUUCAUAUUUUGCUGGAAGCAGCCCCAGAGUGCCUGGGGAACAUAGAAGGCACAAAAGUUGACAUAGGUAAAUGGCAUUUCUGUGCGCUCUGGCUUCCGUCGCACAGCAGUUCCUGUUUUAUCUACUUGCACCGGUGUGCUUUCAAACUGCUAGGUUGGCAGGAGCUGGGACAGAGCAAUGGGAGGUCACUCCGUUGCAGGGAUUCAAACAGCUGACCUUGUGAUCGGCAAGCCCAAGAGGUUCAGUGGUUUAGACCACAGCGCCACCCGUGUCCCAUACCCAUGACCCACUUCUGUCAUGAUGUUCCGUUGUGCCAGAAGCUGUUUAGACAUGACCCAGAAAGCUGACCGUGGACAAAUGCCAGCUCCCUUGGCCUGAAAAGCGAGAUGAGUGCCGCAACACCAUAGUCGCCUUUGACCGGACUUAGCUGUCUAGGGAUCCUUAACCUUUACCUAGUGCCCCAUUAGCCGUAAGGGGCUAGCCUACAGUGUCCUCAAGGAGUUUGAAACUGACACAGAUGAAGCAACCUCAGUCCAUUUGCCCAGCUGGGGUUUAAUCCAGCUUCAGCUUCCCCCCUCCAUGUUCUUCUUGUCUCCCUUAGGGAGGGGAACACGGCCUCUACAAAAUGCCAACCACAAGCAAUAUUUCCUAAGCAAAUAGGUCAAGCCUGUACUACCUUGUGAAAGGACUGCCUUUAACCCAAAGGAGAUGUCUGGAAAAUUCAGAAGGGGAUGAUGUAAUGGAUCCUUUGAGGAUUGGAUAAAGUAUGAGUUGCUAACCUUUGGGGGCUCAUUUCGAAUUCUGGAAACUUUUGUAGCACCAACACAAAAUGGCCGUCAUGGGGCCAUGGCUAGUUAUUAAAUGGCUGCUGUUUGCUAGUUACAAAGAACAAGCAACUUUCUCAAGAAACAAGGUGGAACUGGGGCCUAAAGCCCAGAACACAAAGCCACUGUGUUGUACCUCACAAACAAAACAUGCAUUAAAUAAUUGGUCUUCGGCAGGCAGGUCAGGACUGACUGCUGGGUUGCGGCCUGAUCUGUGGUGGGUCACAACACCAGCACUACUACUCCACAAAAAAAUAUGGUUUAAAAAGUGAGAAAUGGAUCCUCAAAUGCAUGCUGAAGGCAGGUCUUAAAAGUUCAAAAAGAGCUGCAUUACAUGCUGUGUUAUUAGAGAGGCAACUGGCAUUUCCCCCCUAUUAUUUAUUGGGGAAUGUAGGCUAGAACGUACAUCUCAGUCAUCAGGGUUUCAGUAACAUUACUCCGUGAUUCAGCCAAACUUUGUUCAAAGACGCAUGACAUUUAACAGUUCUCCAGUGUAAUCUGAGUUGGGUUUCUUUGCAACAUAAUCAUCAGGUUAGUUUCUGAACUCCACAUUCUUCAAAUAGCUUCCUAAGUUGUGUUAUUGGUCGUGGUUACUUGCUUGGUAGUCAUAAUUAAAAAAAGAAAACAGAUGAAAACAGUUCUGCAAUGGCAGAUAAGGCAUUUGGUUUCUGACAGGGAGGAUAUUGAUUAAUGGCUAAGAAUGGAACUCUCAUCCUUUAGAAAUGAGGGGGGAAAGUCUUCAUGGAGUUCAAUGGUCAAUAGUGAUUAAUAGAUUAUGACAGCUGCACUAUUUAUAAGACUAACCUGCUUUCUGAGUGCCGAUAUUAAAUUUAAGCGCUUUUUUAUUACCAGUAUGUAUCCCUCAUUCCGUAUCCUGGGAGGACUCUCCAGAUGUUGCUGGACUCCAUCUCAACAGUCCCAAGCUGCAUGGUCAGGAAUAAUGGGAGUUGUAGUCCAACAAUGUGUGCAUUAGGGAUGUCGGAAUUCUGAGGAAAACAGAAAUGGGAGCAGAAAUUGCCAAUGUUCAUUUAUUCGCCCCAUGUCUAGAAUGGAAAUCAAUCCAGCGAAUACAAUUUGUAUUCCCUGUUGUUGCUUUCAGUCCACAAACAAUAUGUAAUUGAUUAUGCUUCCCUGCAGUUUGCAUUGUGUUUCCUUUGCAUUUAAGUUAAUGGGAUAGAAUAACACAGUGGUGUUAUAAUUUCACCACAGCGCAUAGCAAAAUGAAUAAUGUAGUUUUUGGCAGAAUCCCAACUGCAGCAGAACAGAGACAGUGUUGCACAUGAUGUGUGCAAUGUGGAAUAGAAACGAAUGCAUUCUUAUCUCUCUAAUCUAGAUAAGUCCAUAGUACUGAACAGCAAAAUUCUCCCACAAUAUUUCUGAAUCCAGAGAGGCUCAAGCAUGUUUUCAUUUUUUUAUACUAGACUCACUGAAGCACUUUUGGCAGUGUUGGCAGUGAACCCCUGCCCCUUCUGGGAGCUUCUAAACCAUGCUAGGAUAUUGUUGACUGGAUAUAAGAGACUUGCUAUCUGUAAAACAGGUCUUAUGUGUCCAAAAUCUGCCCAUUAUCUGUAGCCCUUUACACUGAAUGAGCUUUUGUACCAUAUUCUCAGCAACACGGUAUAAUCGGUAUCAAUGGAAUAUAUACAGUGGAACCUCGGUUUUCGAACAUAAUCCGUUCCGGAAGUCCGUUCGACUUCAGAAAUGUUCGAAAACCGAAAAUAAAAGAGCUGUCGGCAAAGUGAACGGUGAAAAUGUAAAAACGUGCCAUGGAAGCUGUUUGACUUCCGAAAAUCAUUCAAAAACAGAAGCAUUCACUUCCGGGUUGUCGGCGUUUGGGUUCCAAAUUGUUCGGCUUCCAAAGUGUUCCGACAACCGAGGUUCCACUGUAUAUUUAAAGUUACUUAGCAUAGUUUUAUAAAUAAAUAACAGAUAUGUUACAAAAGACUUGGGGUAUAAUCACUAUUUUUCUAGAAAAAGAGGGGCCAGAACUCACCAUGAUCACCUCCCUUGUUCUCUUAUAAUGACAACAGCGGCUACCAGUGAGGUGCCGGAACUGAGUUCCAGCAAGUUCCAGAUGAAACCCCCCCUGCUUUUAGCAUUAUAAAACUGAAUCGGCAAGGAAAGAAGCCAGCAGUCAGCCGCCUCUGGACAUUGUACAGGUUAUCAGCCCUGGAUCUUGUUCAGAUGGUAUGAUGUGCAAUGAAACAUACAAGAGAGUCAUUGCCAAGGUUUACAUCAAAGGAAGAAUUCGUAAGGUUUACUGAAAAGCCCUGCUCUGAGUGUUCUGCUGCCAACUGAUCCACCAACCUCAUGUGAAUGGUGUUUUUUCUCUAUAGAAGGAAGAUGAACCUGAGGGGGCCUCUCAUCUGUUUAGUGUGGGGCAGGAUGUGUAGAAAAGUAGGCAUAUUUGUUUCUUAUGGAGAAAGCUGUAUAUUCUCUAGGAUUUUUUUAUUUUUUAAAAAAACCUUAAAUGUCCAAGAAGAGCUGAAUUGUGCGAGCAGUGUAAAAUUAGGCAAAUUUGCAUGAUUUCUCUUUUGAGUGUGCAUUAUUUGCUAUGCAAUUUCCCCCAGUUUGCAUCACUUAUUCCAGUUUUCAGGGCAUUGAAAUCUCUUCUUCCAGUCAUUGUUCAUCUGCCCCUAUUCUGACUUCUGAGAUUUCAGCAGACCUUGCUUACAUACUUUCAGGUGUAUAUUUUGCAAGCUUUAGAGCUAAGUACUUGCUCAUCUUUAAAAAACUAAUGUCUCUGUGAAAUGUUGGAAGGUAUGUCGGUUUGAUAAAAGGGUCUCUGCAACAUGAAAAUUUUGCAACAUCCUGGCCUUCCAGAACAAUUAGAUCAAUAGCAUUGAUAAGUAAAGGUAAAGGGACCCCUGACCACUAGGUCCAGUCGUGACCGACUCUGGGGUUGCAGUGCUCAUCUCGCUUUAUUGGCCGAGGGAGCCGGCGUACAGCUUCCGAGUCAUGUGGCCAGCACGACUAAGCUGCUUCUGGCAAACCAGAGCAGCGCACGGAAACACUGUUUACCUUCCUGCUGGAGUGGUACCUAUUUAUCUACUUGCACUUUGACAUUCUUUUGAACUGCUAGGUUGGCAGGAACAGGGACCAAGCAAUGGGAGCUCACCCCGUGAUGGGGAUUCGAACCGCCAACCUUCCGAUCAGCAAGUCCUAGGCUCUAUGGUUUAACCCACAGCGCCACCCGCGUCCCAGCCAAUAGCAUUGAUAGUAACGCCAAUAUUAUUUUGGAUCCUGUCACUUUGCAUUUCCUUUACUGUGUACAGUUCAGAAAACGUUUAAGAGAAGUACCAUCCACUAACGGCUUGAAGAAUGGCUUUCCUUUUCCUGAGGUUAUCCUUAGCCAAAAAUCUCAUGACAUUUUGCACUUAUUGCAUACAGAGAGGUCCAGGUCUUUGGGCCGCUCAGCCUCACAGUCCAUUCCUCCCUCAUGCCAGGGAUGGAAAGAUCUGUCAUUUUCAGUUUCCCCCAUCUUAAAUUCAGUUCUCCACAUUUUGCAGUGAUUUGCAAAACAUAUUUUUUUUUAAAAAAAAAACCUUAAUGUAAACAUUUUUGCAAGCAAUUUCCCCUAAUACAGUGGUACCUCAGGUUACAUACGCUUCAGGUUACAUAGCUUCAGGUUACAGACUCCGCUAACCCAGAAAUAAUGCUUCAGGUUAAGAACUUUGCUUCAGGAUGAGAACAGAAAUCGUGCUCCGGCGGCGUGGCAGCAGCAGGAGGCGCCAUUAGCUAAAGUGGUACCUCAGGUUAAGAACAGUUUCAGGUUAAGAACGGACCUCCAGAACGAAUUAAGUACUUAACCCGAGGUACCACUGUAGAAUGUAUUUGUCAAACUGUUUUCACCAAUACCUUCUUUUUAUGCACACUUUCCCCUAAAAUAUGCAUUUUUGUAAAUAUGCUUACCUGAAGAAAUGCAUCACUAAAUUCACAGAAGUGUGACUUUUGAAGAAUAGAUAUGUUUGGGUUUGCAUAUUGCAUCGGAAAGUUUUUAAAUGCAUACUAGAUCGAAAUUCUCCCUUGCAACAUUGUUUGCUGUGGUUUUUGCUUAUGACUUUUUUAAAAAAAAUCAUUAUUAUUAUCCUACACUUGGCCAGAAAUCCGCAGUUGCUCGUCUGCCAAUUCAGGUAGCUCGUAUAAUAUUGCAAGGAGCCUUUCUUUAAGGUACAGUGAUUGUUCUUCACCUGUAGCCCUGCUGCAGAGAUUAAUGCUUUUUUAUAGUCACUCUUCUCUGUUUCUUAUUAGCAUCCAGUUUACAUAUCUUGUGUCAAGCGCUGGAAGCCAUUACCUUUCAAGGUCGGACCCAAGGACGUGCCUGCAGAUUUUUCAAAUUAUAUUUGCGUCUCAAAUGAAAUCAGUUUGCUUCUAGGGAAAGUAAAACAAAAUAAUGUUAUCAAGGUAGUGUUUUAAGGAUUCCUUUCUUCAUUGUAGGGGGUCUCCCAGGUCCGAUUUAGGACUGCACUCCAUUUGCUAUUGUGUGGGACGUGGGUGGCGCUGUGGGUUAAACCACAGAGCCUAGGACUUGCCGAUCAGAAGGUCGGCGGUUCGAAUCCCCGGGACGGGGUGAGCUCCCAUUGCUCGGUCCCUGCUCCUGCCAACCUAGCAGUUCAAAAGCACCUCAAAGUGCAAGUAGAUAAAUAGGUACCCCUCCAGCGGGAAGGUAAACGGCCUUUCCAUGUGCUGCUCUGGUUCGCCAGAAGCAGCUUAGUCAUGCUGGCCACAUGACCCGGAAACUGUACGCUGGCUCCCUCGGCCAAUAAUGCGAGAUGAGCGCCGCAACCCCAGAGUCGGUCAUGACUGGACCUAAUGGUCAGGGGUCCCUUUACCUUUACCAUUUGCUUGUUUUUCACACCAGAGGGCCUGUGUGCUGGAGGUGUCAGACUUAGACCCAGGUUCAAAGUCCUGCUUGGCCACAAAGCUUAUUAAGCAUAACCUCAUUCACGUGGGGUUGUGGUAAUGAAAUAAUGAAGGGGUCUGUCAGGAGCCAGCCAGCAAUAAAACACACUGAGUAAGAGAAGUUAGCUCUUUAUUAGAAGAAACAAAGUCUACUCACGAGUGCCAGGCCUAAGAAGUCCAGUAACUCUUCUGGGUAGGCCUUACACCUGUGAGGCAGUUGUGGAGGCUAAAGGUCCCUGCCUGCCCACAGCUGCCUAAGUCUCUCCCAAGUCCUUCCCGAUCAAUCUGAGACUAUGCCAGUGUGUCUGCCUUUGCUCCUUUUGCUUCAUACCUCUCCUGGUCCUGGAAGACCAGGGGAGAGGGGAGCUGGUUGCAGUAGAAGUGGGAGACAUUCCUGCUGAACACCUUCUAUCCCAUGAAGCUCGUGCCAGAAAUUAAGAAAAAAUAUUUCUGUGAAAGUUAGUUGAUUAUUUCCGAUUUUAAUGCUUCUAUUUGGUUUUUUAUUGUAUACAGGAUCCCAGGAUUCUUUGGGUGAAGCCAUGUGCUUCAAAUAAUAAUAAUAAUAAUAAUAAUAAUAAUAAUAAUUUAUAUAUUUAUCUAUAUAUUUAUAUACUUAAAUAUAUAGAGAGUGCACAGCUUUAACCAAAGCCUUUCCUUUGGCUUUCAGCUCCAUUCUGCAAUUUACUUGCUACAAUCGGGUAAAGAUAACCAUAAGGAAACAAUGGCAUACGAAAUGUUCUUUAGUUUAUGCUUACAAGAACAGUAGUUUAGCUUUAUUUUAGCACGUUCCAGAACAUGAUUUCCCAAUGAGAUAAAGUAAGCAAAGCAAAAGUCAAUUUAAAACAAGAGUUUAAUGACUAAGAAGAGGGUUUGGAAAUGUGCAGUGAUGGCUUUGUAGUGGAGAAAUAUUGGACAACACUAUGUAUACACUAACUGAUUUCAGACUUGCGGGAAAUGUUGCCCCAAAUGUCACACUGACAUCGUAAUUAUACAGAGAAGGGAGAAAGUUGUAAGAAUAUAAACAGGUUGGUAAGGGGAGGUGAUAGAGCAGAGGUCGAUAUGCCAAAGCUCUGAGAGUUGAUUUAUGUUUUUAUUAGGGCUUAAUGCGCACCAUGCAUUUAAAGCAUAUUGCUUCUCCCAAAUAUUCCUGAGAACUGUAGUUUAUACCUUACAGAGUUGCCAACGUCACCAUCAGUGCUAUUUUUCUAGAAAAAGUGGUGCUGGAACUCAACAUGAAGGCCUCCCUUGUUCUCUUAGAAAGGCAAUGUUCUCUUAGAAAGACCUUUAAAGCCCUAAACGGCCUCAGUCCAGUAUUUCUGAAGGAGCUUCUCCAGGUUACAGGGAACCAGGCAGAGGGCCUUCUUAGUAGUGGCACCCACUCUGUGACGCCCUCCCCAUCAGAUGUCAAGGAAAUAAACAACUAUCUGACUUUUCGAAGCCAUCUGAAGGCAGCCCUGUUUCGGGAAGUUUUUAAUGUUUGAUGCAUUACUGUAUUUUAAUAUUUUGUUGGAAGCUGCCCAGAGUGGCUGGGGAAGCCCAGCCAGAUGGGUGGAGUAUAAUUAAUAAAUUAUAAUAAUUAUUAUUAUUAGCACCCACCAGUUGCGGAACUGAGUUCCGGAUGUGCUGGAACCGAGUUCCAGCGAAUUCCGGCUGUUCAAAAAGCCCCGAUUCUUCUUCUUAUUUGGUUGCUUUCUUUGUGAAAAUGACCCAAAGCGACAUACAAACACAAUAUACACACUAAAUCUAAAUACACAACCAAUACAAACCUUUUUUUAAAAAGCCCUCAUUUAUACAAAUAAAAAAUAGGUCUUACAGAUCCUGCCCCACUAAAAGAGGCUACUAGUAUUUAAAACCCUUCAAAUUAAAGGUCCAAGUAAAAAAAAGAAAGUUUUUGCCAGGCACCUAAAAAUAGAUGAAGAUGGCGCCGAGUGAACCCCGCUGAGGAAAGCAUUACAUAAGUAGGGGGACACUCAAAACAGACUUCUCCACAGUGGCACCUCAUUUGAAGAAUCUCUUCCCCUUAGAUUUAUGACCUGUGCUGGUAUUGCUAUCAUUUUGAUGCAAGAUCCAAACAUACCUGCUUACCUUGGUGUUUAAAGACUUUUAAGCUGUUGUUUCAUCAGCUUGCCCUGUUAUCUUAACUGCUUUAAUUCUAUUUUGCUGCAUUUUUAUCAUGUGUUUUAUGGCUGGAUGGUGUUUUUUGGACUGUAUGGGCUGUUUGUUAUAUUUAUGCACCCUACUUUGGUCCUGAUAGACGAAGGGCACAUUCUUAAUAUGUUUUCAAUAAAUAAUGAAAAAGAGUUCUAAGGUGGAAACUAGCAAGGAAACCAUCCUUUGGUAAUGGCUGUUCACAGCUGUAUUUCUGGAGGUUUUAAGUGAGCUUCAGUGGGUCUGAAAAUCUCCUUAAACGUGCUACGGCUAGCGAAUGAAUUUGCAUCUGAAACCCCCUAUUCCGUUUUCCUGCAAUUUAUCUACUAGUGACUGGUAUCAAUAUAGAACUUUGACAUUAAGCCCUAAAUGACUUAACACCUGAGAGAAUUUGUAAAAUAUCUGGGGCUAAGAUCUGCAGAGAAGAGGCCCUUGUGGUAAUUCCUGGGGUGGCCCAGGAGAGAACAUUCUCCAUAGCAGCCUCUAAAUAAUAAUAAUAAUAAUAAUAAUAAUAAUAAUAAUAAUAAUAAUAAAUUUUAUUUGUAUCCCGCUCUCCCCAGCCAAAGCCAGGCUCAGAGCGGCUAACAUCAUAUAAAUAAGACAAUAUGCAUAAUACAAUAUACAAUAUGCAAAUAAAAUAACAUUCAACAUUCAGUAAAAUAAUAUUAAAUAAUAUUAAAUAUCAGCAUUUCAAAAUGAAACAGAAAUCCAUUCAACAAUUACAAUAAGUAAUUUCUAAACUCCAAUCAAUAAAACAACAGCAAACCACAGUGCACAACAUAAUACAAUACAAAAUAAGAAGCAGAGACUGGAGGGUGGAGCAAGGCAGGUGGAAAGAGGCCUUGCCUGAUGAAGUCUCUCCCCUUCCCUCCCCACAGAGGCACAUCUGGCACCUUCAUAAUAAAGUUUUUCUGGUAUACUGAAGAAGAGCCUCCAUAUCUUGGUCUUUGACACUUAAGGUCUAUAUUUUUAGGACCCGCUCUAUUCUUGUGAUUGUAAUUUAUUUUACACUAGUGAGUAAUAAAUGACGUUGUUGUUCCUGCUGCUGCUGUUGUUAUCAUUAUAAUUAUUAUUAUCGUUAUUAUUAUCAUUAUUAUAUGUUACUCAAAAGGUAGGCUGUUGCUGUGAUUAAUCUUUAAACCCUGCCCCUGGUGUUAUGUUUCCAUCUUCAACCUGCAUGUUGGGCAGACUCUCCAAGUGUCCCUAUUUUCCGGAGACAGUCCUGGAUUUUCAGAAGCCGUCCCAGUUUCUGAUGGGAUCCCGGAAUGUCCCACUUUCCCUUAAAGGUAAAGGUAAAGGGACCCCAACCAUUAGGUCCAGUUGUGACCGACUCUGGGGUUGCAGCGCUCAUCUCGCUUUACUGGCCAAGGGAGCCGGCGUACAGCUUCCGGGUCAUGUGGCCAGCAGGACUAAGCCGCUUCUGGCGAAUCAGAGCAGCGCACGGAAAUGCUGUUUACCUUACCGCCGUUUACCUUCCCCCCUAUUUAUCUACUCGCACUUUGACAUGCUUUCAAACUGCUAGGUUGGCAGGAGCAGGGACCGAGCAACGGGAGCUCACCCUGUCCCGGGGAUUCGAACCGCCAACCUUCUGAUCUGCAAGUCCUAGGCUCUGUGGUUUAACCCACAGCGCCACCUGCGUCCCGUGGAGGGUAUGGUAGGACGUCCCUAUUUUCGCUGGAGAAAUGUUGGAGGGUAUGGAGUUAUGUGACCCCCCGAGUCAACGAGAUAAGUAACUAUACAACUUUUUGAGGAUAUCUGCAGGCAGCCCUGUAUCGGGAAGUUUUAAAAAUAUUUAAUGUUCUAUUAUAUUUCUAUGUAAGUUGGAAGCUGCUCAGAGUGUCUGGGGCAACCUAAUUAGAUGGGUGGGGUAACAUCAUCAUCAUCAUCAACAACAGCAACAGACCAGGAUGUCCCUGUUUUCAUUGGAGGAAUGUUGGAGGGUAAGGUUGGGUGUGGUUGUCUGCAAAGGAACUCCCAACACUUCUUUGCAGACAACUGUUACAAAUAAUUGCAGUUAACUCAAACCAGGGGGUGAGGGUGGGGAAAACUCUUCUUGGCACCACUGUCUUUUUAUUUAUUUAUUUAACCCACCCACCCCCUCAGGAGUCUGAAUCCUAGACUUGUAGAGUUAAGGUUGUCUCGUCAUUCCUUGUGGCCUCCUCUCCCACACCUUUUCCCCGCUCGGAGUAAACAGCAUGAAAACUUGUGUAAGCAGCAUCCCAGCCAAGCCUUUUAUAAACUAAACUUUAAUUUGUUAUUCUUUUGGCAUCCACCAGAGUGUUCGUGUGACUGGGUGGGUUGGCUGUGGAACUGAGCACUGCAAAAACUUUCAGCGGCGGAAUGUCUCAUUUGGCGGUGGCUCUGUGUCACUAACCAAACACACACGACCCCACCAUAUGCAUGUAACCCCAUGGAGGACAAUCGGUGGAAAUGUUUGGUGUGAGUAAACCGGGCUCAUUGUGAGCGAGGUCUUAUUUUUUUCCCCCCCGAAGAUAUUUAUUAAGGUUUUCAAUAUAUUACAAAAAUAGAAAAAAGAAAAAAGAAAAAUACAAAAUAAAAAUAGUUAAAAACAAUUCAGUUUUUCAAUCACUUAUCAUUCAUUUGCUUAUUUCCCGGACCUCCUCACACCUCCCUUUUCUGUAUUCCAAUUCAGUUUGUUAGUUCAGCAAAUCCCUCCCCUCUUUGUUUAUCCUAAUCUUCAAUCUUAAAAUAUUGUAACAUUAGAUUUUUACCUAUUAAUAGUCUAUUUUUUCAUAUUCCCUUAUAACAUUACAGCUGGAAACCACUUAGUUUCUAUCCAACGUCAUUCUAACAUUCAUUAAUUUACAGUAUUUCUGUAGAUAGUCUUUAAACUUUUUCCAAUCUUCUUCCACCGACUCUUCUCCCUGAUCUCGGAUUCUGCCAGUCAUUUCUGCCAGUUCCAUAUAGUCCAUCAUCUUCAUCUGCCAUUCUUCCAGGGUGGGUAGAUCUUGUGUCUUCCAAUACUUUGCAAUAAGUAUUCUUGCUGCUGUUGUGGCAUACAUAAAGAAAGUCUUAUCCUUCUUUGGCACCAAUUGGCCGACUAUGCCCAACAGGAAGGCCUCUGGUUUCUUUAGAAAGGUAUAUUUAAAUACCUUUUUCAGUUCAUUAUAGAUCAUCUCCCAGAAAGCCUUGAUCUUUGGGCACGUCCACCAAAGGUGAAAGAAUGUACCUUCGUUUUCCUUACAUUUCCAACAUUUAUUAUCGGGCAAAUGAUAGAUUUUUGCAAGCUUGACUGGUGUCAUGUACCACCUGUAUAUCAUUUUCAUAAUAUUCUCUCUUAGGGCAUUACAUGCCGUAAAUUUCAUACCUGUGGUCCACAACUGUUCCCAGUCAGCAAACAUAAUGUUAUGUCCAACAUCUUGUGCCCAUUUAAUCAUAGCAGAUUUCACCGUUUCAUCCUGAGUAUUCCAUUUCAACAGCAAGUUAUACAUCUUUGACAGAAUCUUAGUUUUGGGUUCUAACAGUUCUGUUUCUAAUUUUGAUUUUUCCACCUGGAAGCCAAUUUUCUUGUCCAAAUUGUAUGCCUCCAUUAUCUGAUAAUAAUGAAGCCAGUCUCGCACUUUGUCUUUUAAUUUCUCAAAACUCUGCAAUUUCAAUUUGUCUCCUUCUUGUUCCAAAAUUUCCCAAUAUUUCGGCCAUUUGGCCUCCAUAUUGAGCUUUUUCUGAGCCUUUGCUUCCAUCGGUGACAACCACCUUGGGGUUUUAUUUUCAAGUAAGUCCUUAUAUCUUAUCCAGACAUUUAACAAUGCUUUCCUAACAAUAUGGUUUUUAAAUGCUUUAUGUGCUUUAACCUUGUCAUACCACAAAUAUGCAUGCCACCCAAAAACAUUAUUGAAACCUUCUAAAUCCAAAAUGUCUGUGUUCUCAAGAAGCAGCCAUUCUUUCAACCAGCAGAAUGCUGCUGAUUCAUAAUAAAGUUUGAGGUCUGGCAGGGCAAAUCCACCUCUAUCCUUUGCAUCAGUCAAUAUUUUAAAUUUUAUUCUGGGCUUCUUGCCCUGCCAGACAAAUCUAGAAAUAUCUCUCUGCCACUUCUUGAAACAGUCCACUUUGUCCAAGAUUUGCAAUGAUUGAAACAAAAAUAACAUUCUUGGCAAUACAUUCAUAUUUAUAACAGCAAUUCGACCUAACAAGGAAAGCUUCAAGUUUGACCAUGUCUCUAGGUCCUUUUUCACUUCUGACCAACAUUUCUCAUAAUUGUCUUUAAAUAGAUUUAAAUUCUUAGCAGUCAUAUUAACCCCCAGGUAUUUUACUUUCUUAACCAAUGUUAAACCUGUCUCCUUCUGAAACCUCUGUUUCUCAAUCGAUGUUAAAUUUUUCUCAAGCACCUUAGUUUUUAACUUGUUCAACUUAAAUUCGUGAGCGAGGUCUUACAGAGUCGGCCACUCAAUAUUAGUAAAGCUUUGGAGGAAGAGGCAAAGAUCUACUUAGUUUUUUCACUAUAACUGGGACAAUAAACAGUUACUGAAAGCGAUAGGAAAUGGAGGGGGGAGAUAUUUUUCUAGCUUUUUCUUCUGUGGGUUAAACCACAGAGCCUCAGAAGGUUGGCAGUUCAAAUCCCCGCAACGGGGUGAGCUCCCGUUGCUCGGUCCCUGCUCCUGCCCCCCUAGCACUUUGAAAGGACGUCAAAGUGCAAGUAGAUAAAUAGGUACCGCUCUGGCGGGAAGGUAAAUGGCGUUUCUGUGCGCUACUCUGGUUCGCCAGAAGCGGCUUAGUCAUGCUGGCCACAUGACCUGGAAGCUGUACGCUGGUUCCCUUGGCCAAUAAAGCGAGAUUAGCGCCGCAACCCCAGAGUCGGCCACGACUGGACCUAAUAGUCAGGGAUACCUUUACCUUACGCUAGAGAGAACAGAGAAAUGAGGGGGGCUUGUUAUAGUAAAUACAAACCUAGAACCACGGCUUUCCUUUUAUUUCAAACGUCAGUGUCCUAGCUUUCUGCAAAUUUGUCUGUCCACCCACAUUGCCCCCACCUGAAACUGUUUUCCUGGGAGGGGAAGGAAAGAUGCUGUAAGAAUUCUGGAACAGAUGAGAAGAUAAACGAUUGUGUCUGGGAAAAACUGUAACAUUUCACUUGUGCGUAUGAGAGGGACAGUAAGACAGACAGCUGCUUCUCACUAUACACAACUUUCCCCCCUUGAAAUUGUGUAGAGGUAUCACAAUUUCCCUCUUCUCUAGGGGGGCAUGAGUAUGGACAUCAUAAGUGACCUGAUGGAUCAGAACAAAGGCCUGUCAAUUCCAGCAUUCUUUGAAUGACUAACCAGAUGCCUGUCAAUGUUUGAAAAGGAAAAGGUUCUGACCUCCUUUGACUCCUUUCCCUGGUCCUCGGACCCUAGUUGGCACAAAAGAGUCCUUGAGAAAGAGUACUUUGCAGAAUGCUGCUUUUAUUCUUAAAAUAGUCUUCUCCAACCACGACCAACAGCUUUAUACAUAUCAAACGCAACCAGCUUUCUACCAUCCAACCAACCCACCACACACACAGAGUCAAUGACCACUCUAUAUAUACAGUGGUACCGCGGGUUACAUACGCUUCAGGUAACAUACGCUUCAGGUUACAGACUCCACUAACCCAGAAAUAGUACCUCGGGUUAAGAACUUUGCUUCAGGAUGAGAACAGAAAUCGUGCUCCAGCGGCGUGGCAGCAGCAGGAGGCCCCAUUAGCUAAAGUGGUGCUUCAGGUUAAGAACAGUUUCAGGUUAAGAAUGGACCUCCGGAACGAAUUAAGUACUCAACCAGAGGUACCACUGUACAGACAUAUGUAGGUGAAAGGUUGCAAGAGUCAUGCAGGCUUUGCCGAUUCAUUGUAGGCCACUGACUCAGUUACUUUUGCAUUAAAGAAACAGCAGCAAAUUUUAAGCCAUGACAACGCUGACAUGAAGGCCACAAGCAGAACAUGGUUGCAAUAGCACUCUCUCACUUGUGCUUCCAUACAGCUGGAAUUCAGAGACUUAGUGUUUCUGAUACUUGAAGAAACACAAAGCCAUCGUAAGCAGCAGUCAUUGAUAGCCUUAUCCUCCACGAAUUGGAGGAACAUCUACAUGAGUGGACACUACUUCAUAUUGUGGUACUGGAUUCCAUCGCUUAACUGUUGUAUGAAGUAGUCAUAUCUAUUUUGAAACAUCUGGAUUGCCUUCUAGUUAGCUUCUGGCUCAGUACAAAGUGCUAGUUUCAACAUCUGAAUUCAUAAACAAUUCCGGACCCUGAUAUUUACCAUCUUCUCAGAUAUUUCUCUGGUCACUGAGAUCCUCCAUUAAGACUCUCUUUUGGGUACCUCACCUCUGAGGUGUCAUAGUAUGCUUCUAAGGCAGUGUGUUUCUGAAUAUUGUUUGCUUGAAACUGCAGGAUGGGAGAGUGUUUGUGUCCUGCUUUGGGGCUUCCUGUAGGCAUUUUGGUUCCAUUAGUAUAUCUGUUGCAUUGGAUUUCCUAUUGCACCACCAUUAUUCUCACUAGCACACAACAGCCCCUUACACUACUAGCACAACAGCCUUUCUGUUGGUGGUCAAAGAAUGUUGAUUCUGGGCCUUUAACUUUCCUUUUAUGUCUGUUGUGUUUCUAUGUUUCUUUUAUUCAGGAAUUCGCUACAAGGAUCUUAUUGUUGGCGUGCCCAAGGAAAUAUACAAAAACGAGAAGAGAGUAGCUCUUUCUCCUGCUGGCGUCCAAGCUUUAGUGAAGCAAGGCUUUAAUGUGCAAGUGGAACAUGGAGCUGGUGAAGAAGCAAAGUUCUCCGAUGAUCUAUACAAAGAUGCUGGAGCAAAAAUUGGGGACUUGAAAACGGUGUUUGGAUCAGAUCUUGUGUUAAAGGCAAGUUUGCUAGUGAAAUGUAUAGACUUACAUUUGUGACAGUAUGACAUGGCAGCUUCAUCUAGCCAUCUCCAAGCCUAUAUCUCUUGGGCAACCUUAUUCAAUGCACCCUAAGGUUGCCAUGUGUCCUCUUUUUCCAGGACACGUCCUCUUCUUCAGGGGUAAAAUUUCUGUCCAGGUGGAUUUUUUUAAUUUGCCAAAAUGUCUCUGGCUAUACUUUCUGGAUGAGUCAUAGACCUAACUGGUGGCUGAAGACUUGCUUUCCUCUUCUCUUCUCCUGCCCUCCUGAGCAAUAUAUCACAGCUUCUAUAGAUGUCCAGUUUUUCUUGAGCAUUCUUUCUGAUAUGUUUACAGGGUGGUUAUACAAAUUUGCCCAUAGUGUGGUUAUGGCUUCCCAUUAAUAACUUCUUCAUCUUACACUGAAAUUUCCCUGUCACUAGCUAUAACAAGUCCUUGAGAGCCAGUGUGGUGUAGUGGUUAAGAGCGGUAGUCUCAUAAUCUGGGGAACCGGGUUCGCGUCUCCGCUCCUCCACAUGCAGCUGCUGGGUGACCUUGGGCCAGUCACACUUCUUUGAAGUCUCUCAGCCUCACUCACCUCACAGAGUGUUUGUUGUGGAGGAGGAAGGGAAAGGAGAAUGUUAGCCGCUUUGAGACUCCUGAAGGGGAGUGAAAGGCGGGAUAUCAAAUCCAAACUCUUCUUCUUCUUUUUUUUUAAAAAGUGGAUUUGUGGCACUAGGGUGUGCUACAAUUCACUUUAGGGGGUGCCUUAAUUCACUUUAAUUGAAUGUUCAUUGAACAAACAGAAACUUCCAUCAUGCGCUUGAAACGCUCCUUCGAAACAGUGACAGUCUAGAAGGCACCCUUUGUUUACUCACUGUUUAGAGGACUAACACCCCCUGAAGCUGCUUGCUAUAAGUCAUCAAUGUGGGGAGGGGGUGUAGAAUGCAGGUGUAAUAAGAGUAAAGAAGGAAACAUACAAAUAUCAUCUUUGACUGAGUUCACAUUUACAAUCAAUGCACUUUUGUUGGGAGCCAUUGUCAUAACCUAUGUCCUUAAUCCUGCUUCACUAGUAAAGGUAAAGGUAAAGGGACCCCUGACCAUUAGGUCCAGUCGUGACCAACUCUGGGGUUGUGGCGCUCAUCUUGGCUGAGGGAGCCGGCGUACAGCUUCCGGGUCAUGUGGCCAGCAUGACUAAGCCGCUUCUGGCAAACCAGAGCAGCACACGGAAACGCUGUUUACCUUCCCGCCGGAGCGGUACCUAUUUAUCUACUUGCACUUUGACGUGCUUUCAAACUGCUAGGUUAGCAGGAGCAGGGACCAAGCAACAGGAGCUCACCCUGUUGCGGGGAUUCGAACCGCCGACCUUCUGAUCGGCAAGCCCUAGGCUCUGUGGGUUGCCAUAUUUCAUUUUUUUUUUUUUAAUAAUUGAUAUUUAUUGAAUUUUCAAAGAAUAACAACAAAAAUUUCCAAAAAAAAAAUAAAAAAAUUUAAGGAUACAAAAAACAAAAUUAGUGCAUAAACAAAAAAGAAAAGAAAACCCAGCCGCAAAGAAAAAAAAAAGAGAAACAGAAAAACAAAAAUAUAAAGUCCUUUACAAUCUCUAUUGACUUCCUUUCUAGACUUCCUCCUCCUCCCCUCUUUUGUUUCUUAAUUUUUAAUUUUUACAGCAAAUCCUUUCUGUUUUUUCAUAACAAUCUGUCAUUACGUUUCCUUAUUCUAUUUUCCCUCUUGUCAUAUAAAAACUUUAAAACUCAUAGCUUAUAUUCAAUAUUUACCAAAUUCUUGCAUCAUUACCUUUUACGAAUCAUUUACCAAUCCUUACUUAAGUCAUGUAAUUUCAUUCAACAUCCUUCAAACAUUUGUAAGCAUUCCCAAUAUUAAAAAGUAAAAAGAAAAAAUAAUAAGUCAAAUUCAGUCCAGUCAGCUUCCAACCUCCCCUCCCCUGGACCCGGGAUUGUCAGUCCUUUUAACCUCGGUAAUCCGGCUCCUUAACCUGGUUGUCUCGUAUCCGAGGCCCUCAAGUCUCUUUCUUGCCCCUUUCGCCACUCUUGUUGAUGAUUCCUUUCCAGUCGUGGAUGCUCCAGCAAGAAAAUGCUUUUGACCCUUUGCAACAAGUCCAUCCCAAACCCAUUGCCCAAGCCAGACAGCAAAUAAUACCACUUCAAAUUUCCACAAAGCUUGGAGACUUCGGCUACUCCAAUCCUCUGAUAGCCCAUCACCAGACUCGGAAGGUCCAAAUAACCAUAUGGAGGGGGGGUCGAUCCAUCCCCCCAUUUCCAAAUCUAACCACAUUUCAUCUUUCCGAAUCUGGUUUGUCCCAAGUUCAUUUAUCAAGUUCAAAGGCUGAUCUUGCCCGUCCAAAGGUCCCUCCAUCUCUGAAGCCUCCGUCACUACAGCAGGUUCAUAUGCUUGUAUAGCCUUUAACUGAAUUUCAUUUGUUUGCUGCUGUGCUCUGGUAACUUCCAUCCUCAAGGUCGUCUCCUGACGCAUCUGGUCCAGCUGGGCACUUAGUUUUGAAAAACCUUCCAGGAACAAUUGUUCCAGCCUUUGUACUAGCAUUGUCCUUCAAGGUCAAAGAAAAUUCUUUCCCACGAGAAUAGUCCAAUAGUCCUUCUCUUUUAAUCUCUCUGCGUUGCAAUUUCACUAAAUUCCACUAGAUGGAAUUCUUUUUUUUUUAAAAAAGGAAUAAAAGCAACAGCAACAAUCUUUCUUUUCCAGAAACACUUUAUCCAAAAUUCCCCCUCCAAAUUCAAGAGGCAACAGUAGAAUCAAAAUGUUACCCUUCUUUUAACUAACUGUCGAGCUGGAUAAACUUCAGAACGUCAAUUCUGACAGCCCGCUCCUGGUUCAGGGCGGUGGAAAAUUGCUUUAUUUUAAACUCACUUCCGCAGGAUUGAAAAGUCCAAAUACAACCCCUUUUUCUCCUGCUGUCAAAGGGGGUUCAGAAAUCUUAGAUGUUGAAUUCUAGUUCUCUUAAAAUUUAAUUUUCAGGCUUUAGUAUAUUUUGUCUUUGCUUUCUUCACAUAACAAAAGAACGGAAGGCGACUUCCUGUUUAGACCUUCCCAUUCCGAGUCCCAAUUAAGUUCAAUUUCAAGUCCAAUAUUAUUUAUUUAUUCACCAGUCUUAAAAGUGGUUCAGCUCUUCCAAGAUCAGGUACUCACGGAUAGAUGUUUUAGAUGCCAAAUUGUCCAGGAAAAAGGCAGCGCUCUCCGAUAACGGCAGUGCGGCUUUGCUGCACGGAGGAAGCAGACGACUCACAGCACCACGCACCUCCCACUCCGGAGCCCGUUACCGGGCUCCUGUACAAGGGGAGAGAGCGCCUCGGUGCCCGCCGAGUCCCACGUCCACAGGCUUCUUCCGCCUGUGGUUUUUGCGGGUCCCCGCUGCGCCGUAGCGGCAGGACCCAAGCCUCCGUGCAGCGGGUUCCCUUCAGUCCGAAGGGAAUUCCGCCAUUUUCCGGAGGCGCCACCCCGGAAGUCUGGGUUGCCAUAUUUCAUAUUUCAAAAAGUAAAAACCAGGACACCCCAAAAGUGUUUCAACUUGAACAGAGAUGAGUUAAGUCCAGUAGGUCUGCAAUUGAACAUCAUCAUCCUUGCCCAAUACAUUUUCAUGACACUUUGCAGAAGUCAACAAAAAAACAGUGUAUCAGUAUCAGCAUCAAACUUUAUUUGGGUUGCAGACUAGCAUAAGACCAGCAUAUACUCUGGUUUCUCUUCAGAUCGUAUAAAAAGACAUAGCCUUCGCCCAAGAAGCUUACAAUCUACAUUUCAGCACAGGGGAAGACAAGGAGAGAAAUGGAAAGGGGUGAAUAUGAUUUGUUUCAGUUGUUGUGGGAUAGGAACUAAAGGGUUACAGGCUUCAUGGAAAAGGUGAGUUUGGGGGAGGGAUUUGAUUGAAGAGGUGGCAUUCUAUAAGUCAGCCUUCACCAGCUUGGUUCCCUCCUGAUGUAUUGGACUAUGACUCCCAUCAAUCUUAGUCAGCACAGCUGAGUUGGCUGAGCCUUAUGAAACUUGUAGCCCAAAACAUCUGGAAGACACUGAAGUGUAGGUGGGUUCCAACGAGGCAAGACACAGUGAAAACAGCAAGAACCUUUAUUGAACUAACAGAACUGGAAAACAGGGGCAAGGCAACUGCUUAUAUACAUUUCUGAAGGCCAGGGCCACUCCCAGCAUGAUUGGCUGUCUAAACUUCCAAGCUGCGAAUCACAACUCAGAGUUUAAGGGCCAAUGGCAGAGGCCCGAAUCCUGAAAUGCUCUGUGAUUGGAUAUCAUGCAUCGAAUCAGAACACAAGGGCUCAGAAUCCUUAGUCCAGACUCAAGUUCAGACAAACACAAACCACUGAAUACAUAACAGAUACCAGAAGGUGUUCUGGAGGGUGUUUAAUUUAGGUACAUGGAAAUACAUUUUGGAUUAAUAUUUUGGAUUAAACAAAGCAUUUCUUUUCUUUCAGGUCAGAGCUCCAGUCUUUAAUGAAGUGUUGGGAGUGCAUGAGACAGCCCUACUGAAGGAGAAGGCGACACUUGUCAGCUUCAUCUAUCCGGCUCAGAACCCAGAUCUGCUGGAUAAACUUGCUCAGCGCAAGGCCACCGUCUUGGCAAUGGACCAAGUUCCUCGAGUCACUAUCGCUCAAGGAUACGAUGCCUUAAGUUCAAUGGCCAACAUUGCAGGGUGAGGAUCCACAAUAUUGAAGGACCAGGGCUACCGUUUCAGAUUAAUCAAUUCCAGCCUCAGCCCCACUACAAAUCUUUGCAGCCUCUCUGACUUUAGUGCCAGAAGGACAGUCAGCAUGCUCAGAAGAGCCUUGGUAAAGGUAAAGGGACUCCUGACCAUUAGGUCCAGUCGUGGCCAACUCUGGGGUUGCAGCGCUCAUCUCGCUUUAUUGACCGAGGGAGCCAGCGUACAGCUUCUGGGUCAUGUGGCCAGCAUAACUAAGCCGCUUCUGGCGAACCAGAGCAGCACACAGAAACGCCAUUUACCUUCCCGCCAGAACGGUACCUAUUUAUCUACUUGCACUUUGAGGUGCUUUCGAACUGCUAGGUUGGCAGGAGCAGGGACCGAGCAACGGGAGCUCACCCCGUCGUGGGGAUUUGAACCGCCGACCUUCUGAUCGGCAAGUCCUAGGCUCUGUGGUUUAACCCACAGCGCCACCCGCGUCCCCAGAAGAGCCUAGAUCAGCCUAAAUCAUAAGGUAGGGAAACCCUGUCUCUGGGGGGAGGCUUUUGUCAUAGGAAGAACCCAUAGCUUGGGGCACCAAAAGACUAUUACAUUGCAUUUGUUCUGCCCUCACAGAGCUACAAUUCUCCAGACUGGUUUACCAGUCAAUCUCUCUUCCGAGGGAGCUUUGGGAAUUGCAGCUCUAUGAGGAGGAUAAGGGUCUCAUCACAGCUUUCAGCACCCUUAACAAACAACAGCUCCCAGGAGUCUUUGGGGGAAGCCAUGAAUGCUUAAAGUGGCAUGAUACUGCUUUAAAUGUAUAGUACAGAUGUGACUAUAGGGACGCGGGUGGCGCUGUGGGUUAAACCACAGAGCCUAGGACUUGCUGAUCAAAAUGUCAGCAGUUCGAAUCCCCUGACGGGAUGAGCUCCCAUUGCUCGGUCCCUGCUCCUGCCAACCUAGCAGUUCGAAAGCACGUCAAAUUGCAGGUAGAUAAAUAGGUACCGCUCCGGCGGUAAGGUAAACGGCGUUUCCAUGCGCUGCUCUGGUUUGCCAGAAGUGGCUUAAUCAUGCUGGCCACAUAACCCGGAAGCUGUACGCCGGCUCCCUCGGCCAAUAAAGCGAGAUGAGCGCCGCAACCCCAGAGUCAGUCACGACUGGACAUAAUGGUCAGGGGUCCCUUUACCUUUACAGAUGAGACUAUAGUUUUGCAGCAGCUCCUGCUUUUUCUACCCACUGCAACUAUUUCCUCCUAGCUGCUGCUGAGCAAACCAAGAGCCCUGUUUGCUCCAGGAGGCUGAGGAGCAUGAAGGAGCAGAGAAACAGAACUAAGAAAACCACCUUUUUCGGUAUAUUAAAAAGCCAUGUUUGGAUGGUAGGCCAUGACUGACAUAGCAGGAGUCAUUCUACCCCAUAACUCAAUGGUGGCUGUAAACCAUGUGUGCCUGGCUUUGUUUCAGUUUGAUACCAGAAGUGUUGAUUAAACUGCACUGGGAAUGGGGCUCUUUAAAGGGAUAGGGAUGACCUCCAAAUUGCAACCUGGGGAUUACCAUCAUCGUUCCUUUUAACAACAAAUUCAAGUGGCUGAGCACUUGAGUUAGGAAGCAAAACAGGACCACACCAAAAUAAGGAAGUGGUUUCCUCAUACUCAAGGGAUUUCCUUGGUACACAGAAGAAUAUAUAACAAAUAACGUCUUUUUAAAAAAUAAAACAAAAACAAGGAAACCCAAAACUGCCUGACAAGAACUAGUUACAAAAUAUGAUGGCAAUUGAGUCAACAUGUCUUUGUAAAGGAAGGAGGUGUCUAAAGUAACCAAAAGUCAAUUAAUUCAGUGGUUUUAUUAUUAUAUUAUAGUAUUUAAUAUAGAAUGGUGAUGAUGAUGAUGAUGAUAAUCGACAUAAGAGAGGAGAGGUGUUAUGGGAAGAAGGUGAGUUGAAAGAAACUAGCAGUUGGGAGCGGAGAAUAUAGCAUAAUUUGCAUGUGAAAGGAUAAUGGGAGAAGAAACUACAGGGGAUGAGUAAAUACAUUAUGAGGGGAAUGUUGGCAUAAGAAGCAGAAAACAUAAAUGAAAAGGCCUUCUUAGGGCUUCUGGAUCAGCAAAUUUUGUCCUAAAUGUGGAGUGUGAUUCACACUACUUCCAGAAUAAAUGUCUUGAGGAAAUAUGAGCUAUGUACUAUGGCAAACAAUUUAGCAAAUGCCAAAGAUGAAUUAGGUAUCAGUAGAAAGUGAAGUCAGUAGCUGCUAGUUGAUUAAGACAAACUCGGCUUCUAUCGAUCACUGUUUGGUGACUGUGGGCCUUCAGUAAUGAUCAGCCUUCUCAAAUGGGCCCUGGUGAUAGAAAGUUUGAGGACUCCUGUCUUAGAUGGGGAGAAUAUACAGCAACUGUGUGUUGCAGGUCCAACAUGCCCUAUUAUACUUGAAUAUAGAGAAGAUGUGUAGAAUCUUCUAGGAGAUAUUAAGUGUGUUGUGUGGGAACGCUAAUGACACUUAACCUCUCUGUCUUCUGUUCUGGGAGACAUUAUAAUUUUGGGCCUCUUCAGUGGCCAUUUAUGACACCUCAUUUGGGCAGAAGGAAAGUAUGUGGGAUGUUAUUAGAUGCCAGCACUUAGGAAGCAAGUAAGUGUUUAGGAAAAUAGCCUGGAAAAAUAGUGUUGUCAGAUUUAAACCACAGCGUAAAGUGUGUGUAAUAGCCCUGUAGCUGGAGAGAUUACACCUGACUUAACAUCUCCCAGAUGCACGGCUCUUAAAAGACGCAAGAGUUUUCUCUGAAUACAGCAAUGGCAAGUCUGGCUUGGUGUCUUGACCAAAAUGAGUCCGAUUGAGAUGAAGUGGCUUUAAUUCUGAACCAUUUCAAGAUGCAGCAUGUGUACAUAAUUGGUGUAGCAUUUAAACCAGUUUGUUGGGUUGAAAGAAAGAGAAAAUUCCAGCAGCUUUGAAAUCAGUUCCAAACGUGAAUUGAUUCAAAAUGUGUUUAUUCCUGAAUGGCAAUGACUGGCCCCAAAGGUUUUGGCUCAUAGUACAGUCAAUGUGAUAUGAAGGGCUUCAAACUCAAGCAUACUUAGUUGGAAAUAUGGGACUUGCUUCUGAAUGAAUGUGGCUAGGACUGAGUCGCUGCUACUACCCGGUCAUUCAAAAACACCUUGGAUGUAAAAUCUGAUCUGGAGGCAAUUUGGAUUGACUUUCAAGUUUAUCAGCUGAAGUUUAUCAGCCUGUUCUUUCACAGGCUCUGCUUUUGUUGUGUUAAUAGCAGAGUAAGGGUUGCCACAUAUUUCUGGGGCUGCAGCUGUUUCUGCAAUUGGUUCCAGAACAGCUUUGUUUUUGAGCACUUCUAGAAGACAAAUUAGGUGUCAGUAGCAUAUUCUGGAACUGCUUACCUGGAUGCAAUCUCCUGAGAAAACAGUGCCUUGAUAUAUUCAAUGUAUUGCUUAUACAAUGGUUUUCCGGAAAGCAAUGAUGGCGCUCGACAUGCCGCGGGGACAGCUCGUUUGAUGUUCCUUUUCUGGCAUAAGAUGGCAACUUUUGCCAUUUGCCAAGCCCAAAGAUUGCUUGAACAGGGCUGCAUGCUGUCCUCCUUUGCACAAAACACCCAAGAAGGGCAAAAGUGUGAAUGCCAAUAACCUGCAUGGUUUUUGUCGUGCAAAUAGCUGCCCAAAGAAAAGCCUCUGUAGCCUCAGAAUCUGAGAAGAGGAGAGGAAAAGGUUAACUCCUUCUCUUCCUGACUGUAGUAAUGGGUAAUGAUAAGAGUUAUACACUGUGGCCAGUUAUUAUUGCUGUUAUUAUGAUAUAUUUAUUAAUACCCACCCUUUUCCCUGAUGAGAUUCAAGGAAACUUACAGAUAAAAAGAAGAACUUCAGAGAAAAAACAGGAAAAAACAAUACAAUAAUUAAAAACAAUCAAACACUGACAGAAUUAAAACAAUAUACAUAUAGAACAUAUAUUAAAAGCAAUAAUUACAAUGAAAACAGUGUGGCACCAGCCCUUUUGUUAAAAGCAGUCAGUUCCCAAACGCCUGUCGGAACAAGAAAGGAGAGAGCCAGUCUAGCUUUCUAGGGAGAGAAUUCUAAAGUCUGGGGGUUGCCACUGAGAAGGCUCUCCCCAAAGUUAUUAUGGGCUGGAGCUAAGACUCGUUUAGCUUUUGCUAGUGGUUGCUUUCAUUUUCCUGUCCAGUUGUAUGUUAACCUGUUCAUCAACAAACAGCCUCUUGCUCUGGUCUUACAAAAUGAAUAACCCGAUACAGUGAUAGCUCGGGUUAAAUACUUAAUUCGUUCUGGAGGUCUGUUCUUAACCUGAAACUGUUCUUAACCUGAAGCACCACUUUAGCUAGUGGGGCCUCCUGCUGCGCCACUGCCGCACGAUUUCUGUUCUCAUCCUGAAGCAAAGUUCUUAACCCGAGGUAAUAUUUCUGGGUUAGCGGAGUCUGUAACCUGAAGCGUAUGUAACUUGAAGUGUAUGUAACCUGAGGUACCACUGUAUCUUAAAUAAGAACUUAACACGGUUGUAGUCCCCUGCAAAAUAGUCUAUCUGAAGAAGUGAAUUGCAUUUCAAGGAAAACUCCUCUUAGCAUCAAUGGGAUGCUUGAAACGCAACUGGUAGCUUCUGAGGGGUGAAAUGAGAGAGAAAGCGUUGUUUCCCUUCCCAAGCCCUGCAGUCCUGAGGCUGCUCAAGCAUCCCUUUUGCUGCUAUUGACAUAACUAAAGAUGGCGGCCUGCUGGACAGAGUCAAUUCUGCACCUCUUCCUUAAAUACAGAUGUAUUGACACAUCAACAUUUGUGUACUGGAGUCCUCUUUAUCUGUUCCAUCCUCCUUCAAUCUUCAGUGGUAGCACCACAGUGCAGGUGAGAUCAUGCCAGUAGCUCCUUUGACCUGCAAAACGGCUUUGGUGUUGUAUGGCAUAAAGCAUGCAGGCGUCCCUGCUAGCAUCUCAGUAGCCCAACAAUCCUAAUUUGGGGUCAAUGGAGCUAGCACACAACCAAGGGAGAUUGAGUAUGCACAAUGAUUUCGAGGGGUCCCUGUGUGCUCUGACAGCUGUCUGUGAGUCGACCUCCUGUUGGAUCAUCUUGUAGGCAGAGUGAAUGCAGGCAUGGAUGCAAUUACAGUAUUCCUCUUUACAUAUACAACAGAGGGAUUCCCUUGUUAAUCAGCGAUAAUGUAAACCCUGCGUGAAGUGAAAAAUAAGGCAAACAUUGCUGCGACUUUCCAAGGAACGUUUAUGUUGGAAGCAUUAGGUUGGGUAGCAUCCACGGAUGUGGAUUUCCUUAACAUACUUUCAAAAUGAACCCCCCCCCACAAAAACAAAACAAAACCCCAUUGCUUUAAAAAGAAAGAAAUAAUCUAAACCUCUUGUUUUCUUCUUCAGAGAACUAGUGAACCCAGAAUAGCUCCAAUUCUUUGGAAGUUAUGCACCCCUAAUGAACCUUAGACAUGCCCAGUGCUUUUUUUUCUGGGGGGGGACGCAGGGGUACGCAUACCCCUGAACAUUUCGUCAAUCUUUGUAUUUUUGUCCAUUUACUGUACAGUGGUACCUCGAGUUAAGAACUUAAUUCGUUCUGGAGGUCCGUUCUUAACCUGAAACUGUUCUUAACCUGAGGUACCACUUUAGGUAAUGGGGCCUCCCGCUGCUGCCACGCUGCCAUUGCGUGAUUUCUGUUCUCAUCCUGAAGCAAAGUUCUUAACCUGAGGUACUAUUUCUGUGUUAGCGGAGUCUGUAACUUGAAGUGUCUGUAACCUGAAGCAUCUGUAACCCAAGGUACAGACCUGAGGUAUAAAUUACCAUAUAGCGUAUAUUCAACACAAAAAACAGCGGCAAUUUGUUGUUGACAAUGGACAGCUGGACAUAUAAAGGGCCCCAUUACCUUCAGUAGCUUAGGGCCUCAUCAAACCUAAAUCCGGCCCUGAUACGGGGUGAUAAUAAAACAUUUCACUCUCCACCAGGUGCCUCUCCCAAAGUAUUCAUGGUUCCCUCCACAGCAAUAGUCCUUUGUUGGGCACUUGAAAGCAUGUAACCAGCACUGAUAUAAUUUGUUAUGACAGUCAAAUGUAUUUUUUCACUUAGACAAUUUAUAUCUUGGAGAUGCUCUCGAGCAGUUGUUUGUUUUCUUGGGUGGCUUUUAUUAAUUCUCCUUUUGGUUGCUUUCUGUAUAUUUGUUAAGUCUGUUGCAAUUUAUUCACAAAGCCUACUGAAGAGCCAAGAAAUAUUUUCACCAUUUUCUUUCUUCUCUCUCUCUCUCUUGCUUUCUUUCUCUCUAGGUACAAGGCUGUAGUCCUGGCAGCCAAUCAUUUUGGAAGAUUUUUUACCGGGCAAAUUACCGCAGCUGGAAAAGUUCCUCCGGCAAAGGUGCGAACAGUACAGUGGUACCUCUGGUUGCGAACGGGAUCCGUUCCGGAGCCCCGUUCGCAACUGAGCAGAACGCAACCCGCGUCUGCGUGUUUGCGGGUCGCAAUUCACUGCUUCUGCGCAUGCGUGUGACGUCAUUUUGCCCAGAAGUAACACUUUCUGGCACUUCUUGGUCACAACGGGAGGAAACCUGAAAACGCUCAACCUCAAUUCAAUUCAGUUUGCAUUUAAAGGCAAAUCUAUGAAACUCACUCUGCCCCAAACAAUUUGAGAAAGGAACCAUGGCCACCCUUUGAAACCCACACUCAUGUGAAUUUUGUGAUGCAGUUCAUCAACCAGGCAAUGUUGACAAUAAUGCCUAUAUUAGGGGAAAGCGUGCAUCAAAAUGAACGUGUUGGUGAAAUAACAUACAAAAAUGCAUUAAAUUGUGGGGGGAAUUGCUUGCAAAAAUAGGUACAUUCGUCAAAACUAUGUACAAAGAAUGUCUUUAUUAGGAGGCAUUCUCUUGGUGAAUUUUAUUUUUAUAUAUAUAAUAUUAUUUAUUAAUUUUAAAUUGCAAUAAUCCAAUAAAAGCCACAUUAUCACAAUACCAAAUUACAAUACAAUUUAAAAAGCCAAUUAUUCCAAUACCAAAUUAAACAAUUUUAGGUGACUUCCUGUGUGCCAGAUUUCAGGGUGCAAAGUUCUUAUUUCUUUCUCCUUCCAUAAUUUUGAUUAAUCCAAUUACAACAGUUCUGAUCUUGCUCCUUUGUUUAACAGCCACUGAUUUCUUGACUUUCGUUCAUGAUUGCAUAUCUAAUAAAUUUUAUAGGAGUUUGUAUCCUACAAAUUUCCUGUUUGAGGUGUUCCCUUGAUGAAUUUUCAUGAGGAUUUGAAAAUAAAAAAUUACAAAUCGCUGCAGAAAUGUGGAUAGCUCAAUUUAAUGAGAAAUUGAGAGGACCGUAAUUGACAGAUCCUUCCAACCCUACCUGCUUUCUUGCUAGGCCAAUGAGCGAGCUGGCAAGCAUCUAUGGUUGCACCACCACUGUUGCCUAAGCCAGAGCAAAAGGCAAGUGAACAAGCAGGUUGCAGUGGUGAAGAGGAGAAGCAGCUGCAGGGGGCCCCUUGUCAAUGGGCCCCCUUGUGGAGUGUGGACCCUUGAUCCUAACCCAACCAUGCUGAACUUUGUUGCCAAUCCUGGAUUAGUUAUCACGCCAUGGUUUUCUGUCUUGUAAAAGUUUGCAGUGAGGCUUGAGACUAAUAAGCAGACAGUAUGUUUGCUCAUGGUCUCAUUUCCAAAUAUUCCAUAGAGGAAGAUUUGGGCCAUCACUUUCUUCCUUUAUUCUAAACCAUUUUAUCCUGCUUAAGUGAUGUGUGCUUUGUUCCAAUAGUGCAUCUUUGUUGCUAUUUAUUGCUGUCGUUUUCCUUUCUAGAUAUUAAUCAUUGGUGGUGGUGUAGCUGGCUUAGCUGCAGCCGGAGCAGCUAAAUCCAUGGGAGCCAUUGUUAGGGGAUUUGAUACCAGGUAUAGUAAUAAUAAUAAUAAUAAUAAUAAUAAUAAUUGCUAUUUAUACGCCGCCCAUCUGGCUGGGUUUCCCCAGCCACUCUGGACAGCUCCCAACAGAAUAUUAAAAACACAAUAAAACAUCAGACAUUGAAAACUUCCCUAAAAAGGGCUGCCUUCAGAUGUCUUCUAAAAGUCAGAUAGUUGCUUAUUGCCUUAACAUCUGGUGGGAGGGUGUUCCACAGGGCGGGCGCCACUGCCGAGAAGGCCCUCUGCCUGGUUCCCUUUAACUUGGCUUCUCGCAGCGAGGGAAUCACCAGAAGGCCCUCGGCACUGGACCUCAGUGUCCGGGCUGAACGAUGGGGGUGGAGACACUCCUUUAGGUCUACUGGGCCGAGGCUGUUUAGGGCUUUAAAGGUCAGCACCAACACUUUGAAUUGUGCUCAGAAACGUACUGGGAGCCAAUGUAGGUCUUUCAGGACCGGUGUUAUAGUAACUCAAAUCCUCAGACCGUAAGCUGUUGUGAUUCUUACAGAAACGCAGGGUCUUUAAAGAUUGCUUACGGUGUGCACAUAUUCCUUUCCUGCUUGCAGCCUAUGAUCUUGCCAGUGUACCUACAUCUCUUUGCAAAUAAACCAGUAACUGAGCUUGAUUUAAUAAAAAGCAAAGAUGAAACUCUGAAAUCCACGUUUGGGUUGCAAAAAUGUGGCAAGCUUUUGAGAUCUUCCAGAACUCUUCAUCUGGCGAGAUGUUACACAAAGCAGGGUGUGAGCAGAGCCGUCUUUCCCAGUGGGUUUACUGUGCGUUGGUUCAGGGCACCAGCCUCUCAGGGGCGCCCCAGUGAGUGGGGGAGCUGCACGGCUUUGCCGGCGGCCUCCCCUUUCUGUGAUGGCCUGGGAUUCACUCGGAUGCUGAACCUGAGGGAUCCCAGCCUGCACAGGAUUCCCCGCCUCCAGAACCAGCUGAGCCAGGGCUGGGGCAUGAGCCUGAAGGAUCCUCACCUGUGCUGGAUCCUCAGGUGCAGGCAUCAGCUGAGUCUGCUCUGGCUCCUGAGGUGAUGGAGGACCCAUUGCCUGCAGGUGCUCCACUCUCAGCCCCAUCAGAGGAAGCUGAGGUUGCCUCUGGGUCUGGUAACCCUCCAGCCUCUCCUGAGCUGCAGAGGCUCAGGGCAGAGAGGCGGAGGGAACUAAGUUCCCGCAGGAGGAGUGCUCGCCUCCAGGCCAGGGGAGGCGAGUCACCAGAGGAUCGGGGCCGCCCUAUGCCUUGGGACAGAUAAAAGCCGGCCAGCCCCAGUCCCAAGCUGCGGGAGCAACAUUGUUGGUUGCUAGUUCCUGCCUGAAUCCUGUCCUGUUUUCCUGCCUGAGCUCCUGACCCGCCCUGGCCCCCUGCUUGCAUGCCUGUUCCUGACUUCGCCCGACUCCCUGCCCUGCACCCAGCUUCAGCUACUACGGACUGCCUCCACCUUGCACCUUUGACCACGGACCGGACUUAGACCUUGCCUCUCGGGUAACCCAUGGGACCAGCACACCUUUCCCUCCUGCAAGCCCGUCAGCUGUGCCCCAUCAAUGGCUGUGGGGCAUGCAGCUUCCUUCCCAAGCCUCCGCGGGAGGAGAGCGAUCCCCGCAGAGGCUUGGACAACUUUGGGGAUCAGGGAGUGGGGCGCCGGAGGGAUCUUUGCACCACGGCGCUGGAUAUGCUUAAGACGGCCCUGGGUGUGAGUUCUAGAGAACUUGUCAGCUUACCACAUUUGGUUGGUAUUGCCCAAAUAUGGACUUUGGAGUUCUUCCUUGAAGGACACUCUGCAUUGGCAUGGACAGCUACCUGUUUUUAGUGCAUAUUAGGUUAGCUACCUGUGGCUUUGGGUGGCGCAGUGGGUUAAACCACAGAGCCUAGGACUUGCUGAUCAGAAGGUUGGCGGUUCAAAUCCCCACAAUGGGGUGAGCUCCCGUUGUUCGGUCCCUGCUCCUGCCAACCUAGCAGUUCGAAAGCACGUCAAAGUGCAAGUAGAUAAAUAGGUACCACUCCGGUGGGAAGGUAAACGGCGUUUCCGUGCGCUGCUCUGGUUCGCCAGAAGCGGCUUAGUCAUGCUGGCCACAUGACCCGGAAGCUGUACGCCGGCUCCCUCGGCCAAUAAAGCGAGAUGAGCGCCGCAACCCCAGAGUCGGCCACGACUGGACCUAAUGGUCAGGGCUCCCUUUACCUUUUUACCUGUGGCUUGGAAAAGAUCUGACUCUGCAGUGCCUGUGAAAUUCUCCCCACUUUGCCUGCAGGCCUCCAGCUCUGGAGCAGUUCAAAUCUCUUGGCGCGGAAACGUUAGAAGUGAGCAUUGCUGAAGCGGGAGAAGGCGUCGGAGGGUAUGCGAAAGAGAUGUCCAAGGAAUUUAUCGAGGCGGAAUUGGCCUUAUUUGCCAAACAGUGCAAAGAGGUGGACAUUGUUAUUAGCACUGCCCUUAUUCCAGGUACUGUACAACUUUAUAACGAUUCCAGAUGCCCUUGGCAGAGUGUGCUCCUAAUUAGGAGCCUGCAGAGCCUGUCACCAAGGAGGCAGCCAAGAGGAGGGGCUGUAGCUCCGUUGUAGAGCUUCCCAGUUUGCAUGCUGAAGGUCCCUGGUCCAACCCUUUGCAUCUCCAUGGGGGACUGAGAAGGACUCCCUGCCUGAAACCCUGAAGGGCCACAGUCAAUCAGUGCAGACAACAUUGAGCUAGAUGGACCAGUGGUCUGACUCAAGAUAAGACAGCUUCCUAUGCCAAACAUUCCUCCUCUGAAUUCUUUGUGAAUUGCAUCGUACUUGAUGGGUGGGCAUGUGAUACAAGAUAGCUACCGCUCCAUCAGAUUAUGUGUGAAGAACUUGGGUGUUUUUGUAUUACAGUGGUACCUUGGUUCUCAAACUUAAUCCGUUCUGGAAGUCCGUUCCAAAACCAAAGCGUUCCAAAACCAAGGCGCGCUUUCCCACAGAAAGUAAUGCAAUUUUUUGUUUUGUUUUUGUUGUCUUUUUUAGUUUUCGAAUGUUGAUUUUUGUGUGUUGUGUAUUGUUAUGUGGAAAAUACUAAUAAAAUUCAUUUAUUAAAAAGAAAGAAAGAAAGAAAGAAAGAAAGAAAGAACCGUAAUGCAAAAUGGAUUAACCCGUCCCGGACUUUUAAAAAAAACCCUAAAACAGCAAUUUAACAUGAAUUUUUACUAUCUAACGAGACCAUUGAUCCAUAAAAUGAAAACAAUAAACAAUGUAUUGCAGUCACGCAAUCAAUCAAUCAGUAGCUGAACUCGGUUCUGCACAGUCACGAAAGAAAGAGCUGCGAAAACAAAAACACAAAAUAAAUAGCAAAAACAGACAGAUCUCAGCAUAACACUCAAAACGGAAGUGUGGCACCUCGAAUCAGGAGCGUAACACACAAAAUGGAGCACGUUCGGCUUCCGAAAAAGGUUUGCAAACCAGAACACUUACUUCCAGGUUUGCAGUGUUUGGGUUCCAGGUUGUUUGAGUACCAAGGCGUUUGAGAACCAAGGUACCACUGUACAUGGUACCCAGGUAAUUUAUCCCAGGUAAUUGACAACAGGGACAAAAGGCACUGAGGAAAGAGGAAGCAGAAAAAGGCAUUUCAAAGCCUUAGGUAAAGCGAUAGAAGAGGUCCCAAAUUCCUGCACCUAAUAUUUCAGUAUUAGGCCUUACAAUAAAAAUGAUGCAUGUUUUAUUAUUAUCAUUAUUCAUUUGUUUCAGCCUGCCCUCAACCAAAAUAUCUCAGAGGAGGGUACAUUGAUGGUGAUGAUGAUUAUUUAAUUUCUAUACCGCUUAAUUUAUUAAAAAUCUAUUUCAGUGGUGUACAGAAAAACGAAACAACAGACAACUUAAACAAAAAUUUUACAAAAAUACAUAGUUACAUACGUAUAAAAAGGUUACAUUUAUACAAAGUUACUAAUAUAGAGAGAUCAAUACCAAUUCGUUUUCCUUCUGACACACCCUCCCUCUCAGCCUCUAGGUUUUCACCCAGGGUCCAUAAAAACAUAGCAGCAGAAAGUGCAUUAGCAAACUUCUGAGGAAAAUAUGGGACCAGGAAAAGCUCAGCCUGCAAGAACUACAGAUGAAUCCUCUUUUCAUGCAUGUGUGAGACUAUUAAGGGUCAAGACAGGAGGGUUAUGCGAGUUGUGACCUGGAAAUCAAGUGCAAAUGUACAGAGCCCCCCCUUGAUCUUCACACUAACUCCACCCCCAUAAAAUGCAGGAACAGGCAGAAAUGGUAUCAAACCAAAUCAUUCCAUUAUUGCUUUAUUGUAUGUGGUUUUGUUGGUACCUGCUCAGGCUUUUUUAAAAAUGCUAUGCGCUGUAUUAAAACUGAUGAGAAUCCCCAUAAUUCGUUUCUUUUCUUGCAAAUUGCACCAGGGAAAAAAGCUCCUACCCUGAUUACUAAGAAUAUGGUGGAGUCCAUGAAGGAUGGCUCCGUGAUUGUCGAUCUUGCAGCUGAGGCUGGUGGCAAUGUGGAAACCACCCAACCUGGAGAGCUUCAUAUUCACAAGGUUUGUAGAGGGCCUGUUUGGGACACUUUGUCCUCCUCUUGAUUAAUGAGAUGCCUUGCUUUGUUACAUAUGGGCCCUGCCCUUCUUCCAAGGUUUCCACAGCAUUGGACCUUGGGUUCUCAGGUGGCCCCACAUCCAGAUACAGGCUAAGACCAGAUCUUCUUGACCAUAUUAGAUACUUUCCAGGUUCCUGCUCCUUCAAGAAUAUAGCUAGAGAAAACUAGAAUUGCACUACUGAUCUUCCAAGGAAAUAAGUUGGCCCUGGGCAAAAUUUUCCCCUCCUUCCCAUUGAAACUAUUUUGGUCGUAUUGAUCAAUCUAGCACAGUACAGUUUCCUUCAACUGCCAGCUGCUCUCCAAGAUCAGAAGCCAGCUGAGAUCCUUUUAACUGGAGGUGACGGGGAUUCAUCCUGGCACCUCUGACAUGCAAAUCAGGCGAUGUACCACUGAACUACAGGCCCUUGCCCAUUGCUUAAGUCACACUUGCAUUUUAUGAUGGGGUGGAGAACCUGGGGCCCUCCCAAUGUUGUUGGACUCCAGUUUCCAUUAUCCUUGAACCUCUUCUUCUCUGGUGAUCAUUCGUAGCCAUGUAAGAUUGUCUUCCAUGAACACUGUCUUAGCAGUGAGUCCAUAAGUGACUGUGGAGGCCAAUUCCGGAUCCACAUGUCCUUCCACAGUGGAGACAUAGGUUUCCAGGCAGGAGUUGAUCAUGGUGAGGGUUUGGUAAAGGCUCUUCUCCAAUUGGAGUGCUCACAGGCCAGUGUUUCCCAGUUGUCGGUGUUUAUACUACAUUUUUAAAGAUUUGCCUUGGGAGAGUCUUUGACUCUCUUUUGUUGACCACCAGCAUUACACUUUCUAUUUCGAAGUUCGGAAUAGAGUAGUUGCUUUGGAAGACGAUAGGCAUGACCAUGCUGGGUGGGGCUUAUGGGGGCUCCACCCCUAUGGCAUAUGACUUUCUUCUUUCACUUUCCAUCCCAUUGCAUUUUGAGUAUUAUAAGGGCAUCUUCUCUCUUUUUUUGUUCUUGAAAAAAUGCUUCCCAUACCAUUGUCUAUUAGAGUAAAGCUAAAUGGCUUUUCUUAUACUGUAGAGUCUCCAAAAACUGGGUGGAGAAGUAGUGGGGUGGGUUUUUGUUUUUGCAAAUGUUUGUGUGUGCACUGGCGGAGGAAGAGGAGUGGGGGGGGAGCGCACCGCCCCCGGCAGUGUGAUCCCGGUGGGGUUCCAUCGUGGCUGCCCCCCUACCCAUGCUGGGCGCCCCCCCCCUGCUCUCCACCCCCCCCCCGUGCUGGAGCAUGAAGCUCCGCCACUGUGUGUGUGUGUGUGUGUGUGUGUGUAAAUAAAGUAAAUAUAUUGUCUCCACCAUCCUAGGAAAGGCAGUGGUUUUCUAGUGAUUUCUUACUUCUUCCCAGAGCUUUUACCAGUGUUAUGUAGAGCCGCUAAGAGUCACUGGGGCUUCAUUGUAGGGGAGGAACAUAGAGUCCGUUGUUGGUUCUAAAGCCCUGUAAUAUUUGCCAAGGUGAACAAUGGAAUGAGUGACUUAAGUGCAGCAAAAGGCUUCAGUGGUGUGUCUAGGGAUGAGGGUGGGGGAAUUUGAUUCAGUUUAAAAGUGAACUUACCUAAUUUGCCCCUUUCAAAACAGUGUGUAAACUAAAACACAACCAACCUUUCAAAUUCACAUUUUUCUUAUUUUUUCAGUGCAGUUCUCCAGUCAAACAGCGUAUAAAAAAAAUGCAUGUGCUUGGAUAAGUUGUGCAUAAAAAUGCAUGAAAAUAACAUGCAGAAUAUAUGAUAGAGUAAGGAAAAUUCCUCUUCAGAAAUAUUAGACAAAAUUGCAUAAAACAUGUGUUUUAAAAGAAAUGUGCACUAAAAUGCUGAUGGAUUUUAAUGAGGACUCCCUUUUUUAAAAGUGGUGUUGUAUCCAACUAAGUCCCACUCAGAGCAGACCCACUGAAGAAGUAGGGCCGAGUCAGUCAUGUCCAUUAAUUUAAAUAGGUCUACUCUGAGUAGGACUAGCAUUGGAAACAACCUAUCCAUGAGAGUGCAUUGCUCUUGUGAUAGGAAUUUUGAGGUCUUAGAUAUAUGGUAAUGUUUAUAAGUGUACCAACCAAGCACGUACAUAGAUCAGCACAGGAAGACCGACCUGGAACCAUUUUGAUUCCUAAACUGAGCAAAUGUUUUCUCUGCAAGGUCAAAGUGGGAAACCUCCCCAUUGUUUCUUUCCUCACAAUUCCUGUCUCAAGGGCACAUUUAAGAUAUGAGUAGGGUGUGAGCCUGUGACCUGGCCCAGGAACUAAGUAUUUAUCAUUACAAAAGACUGGCCAGGCUACCCAGGCAAUCCAAUCAAGUAACCUGCCAGACAGGAGAAAAACAACAUUCAAAUUUCUGUUUAGACCGCCUUUUUUGUGAUGUAGGUAUGAUGUAUCUGGGGAGUGGUCUUAGGUUACACCCCUUCUGUGAUGUAUGUAUGAUGUUUCUGGGGGUGGUCUUGAUCUACAGGGUGGCAAUUUCAAAAGUCUUUAUAAGGCCUUGCGUGCCAUUGUUCUGGGUUCCUCCUCCUCUCCUGCAACAGAUCAAUAAAGAUCAAGCUUACUAGCUGCUUUGCUUUUCAAUACUCUCUGGUUGGCCUCUGUUAUCUUCUCCUACCAAUAGGGAACCUAUGUAAGGACUCUAUAUGGGCUCUUGGAUACCCCAUAAGAGAAAAGGGCAACUUUUGUUUACAACACUCUUCAGAGGACCACACAUUCACGGUGACCCAUAAUUAAGAGGCAUACAUUCCCUACUUCCAUGUCUGGCUGCCAGUCCAAACCAGGCAGACAGAACCGUAAAGGGCUAAAGAAUACCAAUCAAUAUCCAGAUUUUCAAACCAAACAAGGUAUUUCACAGGUGGGGGAUUUGCAGCACAAGUAUGUACCCAGCCUACAAUGUAUGGGCAUUUAUUUCACAGUACCGUACCCAACAUAACUGGUGUUUUGCUAGUGAAUAAAAGGCUCUGAACUCACUAUGCACUUAAAGUCAAAACUUGCACACUCCUUAAAAAACCUAGAAUCAGAAUGUUCAGGUUUUCUUUUUCAUUUAUUUUCUUUUUGAAACAAUGGCAAGGGGAUAGUUAUAAUAUUUUCUCACUAAAUGUAUUUGCUUACAAAUUUCUCAGGACUAAUUGGAGUGCAAUUAAUCUGCAAAGUACAUCUCGUAACCAUGAUAGCAUCGGGCAACUAAGAGGUGUUUUCAAACCUUUAAAAUGCAUUUUGCUUUUUCAUUCUUGAAAUAAGCACCAUAUGACUGUAUAGCUCAUUCCCUGAAUGGCCUCCCAGCUUGUUCAGUCAUUGGCUCCCGGUCAAAAGUAAAGCCUUUCCUUUCCCCUAAGCAUCAACACAAGCCAUUCGUUUUAAAAAGGAGAAACCACUUAACUUGUAAAAUGAAGUGUCAGAAAAUCCACAGACAUGUGCAAGGUUUGAUUUAAAUCAUUCAAGAAGGCAUUUGGGCAUAUAAGUGGUAGAUAAAUAAAUAAAUUUGCUGUUGAUUCUGAAAGGUGCACCAGGUUUGGGCAAACUGCAUGAGGAAAGUUUCGAGACAAUGCAUGAGAAACACUUUAGGAAAAAUAAUAAUGCUUGUUUAUUUCGUUUCCCCCAGGGCGUGGUACAUAUUGGUUACACAGACCUGCCAAGUCGCAUGGCUACUCAGGCCAGUAGCCUUUAUUCAAACAACAUCUUGAAGUUAUUAAAAGCUAUUUCUCCCGACAAAGAAUACUUUUACUUUGAGCCAAAGGAUGAUUUUGAUUAUGGGACUAUUGAUCAUGUAAUUAGAGGGACUAUGGUAAUGAAGGUGAGAUUCUCCCCACCCUCCCCCUUCCCAAAAUACUUCAAUUAACAGUUUAACAAAUGCAUGCAGAAACCCAGUGAAACCCAGACUCCUAAGGAAUAAAGGGGGAGUAUCCAAAUGCACAAGAUAAAGAUAAUUUAAGAGUUGCCACUGCUGAUUCUUUGCUUGAGGCAUGAGUCUGGCUUUGCACCUGCAAGAGCAGCCAAUAUUGAACCCUCCAAGUGUGGUUGGGCUACAGACCCCAUCAGACCCAGCCUGCAGCACCAGUGAUCUAGGAUGAUGGGAGUUGUAGUUCAACAACAUCUGUAGGGCACCACUUUGGGCCGCAGGUGGUGCUGUGGUCUAAACCACUGAGCCUCUUGGGCUUGCUGAUCGGAAGGUUAGUGGUUCAAAUCCCCGCGAUGGAGGGAGCUCCCGUUGCUCUGUCCCAGCUCCUGCCAGCUUAGCAGUUUGAAAGCACGCCAGUGCAAGUAGAUAAAUAGGUACCACUGUGGCGGGAAGGUAAAUGGCAUUUCCGUGUGCUCUGGCUUCCGUCACGGUGUCCCAUUGUGCCAGAAGUGGUUUAGUCCUGCUGGCCACAUGACUCGGAAAGCUGUCUGUGGACAAACGCCAGCUCCCUUGGCCUGAAAGCGAGAUGAGCGCUGCAACCCCAUAGUCGCCUUUGAUUGGACUUAACUGUCCAGGGGUCCUUUACCUUUACCUUACCUGUGCAACAGAGAUUCCACCUGUUAUCUUAUGACUGUAUCCUAAUGAGAGUCUUUCCCUGCUACAGGAAGGGAAAAAAAUAUUUCCUGCACCUUUGCCCAAAACCGUACCACCUGCUGCCCCAGCUAAGCAAAAAACCGUCCUGGAGCUAGAAGCAGAAAAACAAGCUUCCAUCUCGCCAUUUAGAAAGACCAUGACGUCAGCAGGAGUUUAUACGACAGGUAUUUCAUCUUUUAAAAAUUGUAUAAGACGCAUUCCCUACACAUGUUGGGGAAAGUAGCCUUGCACCUGCCUUUUCUACCAACCGUGGGUACAUCUGUAACAUCAGAAACUGGAUAUAACAUUUGCACUGGAUUUGCACCUGUAGGCCCAAAGCAGAGGGCAAUUUCCCAGAUUUUAUGUGAUUUUAAUGUGCGGCAGCCUCACCAAUAAGCCGAGUGUAGCAGCCGGCUUCAGGCAGCUGACUUUGGUUGGCAUGCAGCGGCAGCAAAUUAUUCAUUGAUUUAUUAUUAUCAUUAGUUGUUUUAGUGCCAGGGAGGGGAAGAGGGGAUUGGGUAGUAUGUACCUUGACUGUGGGGUGCCAUUUGCUGUCCCCCCUCCCCAACAAGGCAGCAAUAUUUCUUGGUCUGGUCCUCCUGAUAGCAACUUACGCAUGUAGUGCCUAUCUAAAAGUUGCACCUUAAUCCCAGAGUGCAUUUACUAAGCAGCUGGGGUGGGCAGCAGUGUGAUGUUUUGCUGCCAUAUAUAUAGGAGGGACGCAGGUGACGCUGUGGGUUAAACUUGCCGAUCAGAAGGUCAGCAGUUCGAAUCCCUCUGAUGGGGUGAGCUCCCUUUGCUUGGUCCCUGCUGCUGCCAAGCUAGCAGUUCAAAAGCAUGUCAAAGUGCAAGUAGAUAAAUAGGUACCACUCUGGCGGGAAGGUAAACGGCAUUUCCGUGCGCUGCUCUGGUUCGCCAGAAGCGGCUUAGUCCUGCUGGCCACAUGACCCAGAAGCUGUACACCAGCUCCUUUGGCCAAUAAAGCGAGAUGAGCGCCGCAACUCCAGAGUCGGUCACGACCCUUUACCUUUUUAUGGGGACAAUGUGGGGACUAAAGUUUUCCUCGGACUGGGAUUUGUCAGGCUGCAUAUGCAGCUCUGUACGUUUUCCAGUUUCCUCCAUGGGGAGGAAAAAACCCACACAUUGAUGAGCAUAGAAAAGUAAUAUGUUAAGGAGAUGAGUUCUUCCUUCUUCCUGAGACAUGCAGGGACUAUUUUAAUGGACAGCAUUCAGAUCUGCAGCUUGCUGUGGUUACAGGCCCCAAAAAGCUUUACCAUUUUGACAUAAGUUAUGCAAUCCCAGUGUAAGCCCUGAAUAACCAGACUAUUCACUUAGAAUUGGAAAACAGACAAUUGGCUGGUUGGCCAGGUCAGGUUUCCACCAUCAGCAAAGGAUAAAACAGACAGAGAAGGUCAACACAGUUUCUCUCAUCAGGUAAUGCUGAAGAGCCUGUGUGGUCUGCUGUAUAUUUUAACCAUUUUCAGAUGCUCUUACGAAGCGAGAAAAGAAGUCAAUGGAGAAAUUAGUGCUGUUUUUUUCAUUUCGCUCUUCUGGGUGCUCUAUCAUUUGAUGAUUCGUUCAAACAAAAUACUUAGCAUCUCAGAAUAUGGCAUUUCCGUUCCUGGACGACAAAGUGUUCUGGAACAGGCAACUUGGCGAAGUGAACUCUAUCCCAGGCAGGUCUCCCUUUUCUGGCAAAAGCAGAGAAUGCAAGUUAUGCCUAUAAAACCCUAUUUCAGAAGGCUGUUCCUGCUCCUGUUCUUAUUGUUGUCAAGGUCAAAAUGUCAAUGAGUAUGGGUGUGGGCUGAUGAUCUGGGUUUACUUGAAAGAAAAAUGCAUUUUUGAUUUGAUGCCUUUCUGUUUAGGCCUAACAACGGUUUUAGGGCUGGGCCUCAUUUCUCCUAAUGCCGCUUUUACGCAAAUGGUUACCACCUUUGGGCUUGCUGGAAUCGUUGGCUACCAUACUGUUUGGGGUGUGACGCCUGCUCUUCACUCACCCCUCAUGUCAGUAACUAAUGCAAUUUCUGGUAAGUCUUGACUCUUGUACACUUUGCCUUGUUUCAUGUGAUGAUUACCAUAGAGCAGGCUCACUUAUAAGAAAAUUCAGAAUGAAUGCGCUUUUUCAGAUUUGAGGAAAGCCCGUCCCAAAAUAAGUGGCAGCCAUGGUGGAUUGGCUUCCAUAUUUUCUCUCAUUGUUGGGAAAUUACUUGAUACAAUAGCAAAGAUACCCAAAGACUGCUCAUUGGCUGAAGUUAUCAAAUGCAGCCAUCAUUUGGGGAAACCCAACCAAAGUAUUAUUAUUAUUAUUAUUAUUAUUAUUAUCUGAGAACACUGUAAUGUAGGAUUUCAUCAGAAGCUAUAGGACUUGAUUGUCCAUGCAUUACAUCAAUCCAAGUGGCCAAUCCAAGUGUGGCUUAAUAUUUCUGUGGAAAGCCAGCAAUGUCCAUCAAGUGAAGUACACAUGCUCUAAAUGCUCUUUGAAAACAGUUCCUGCUUGUUCUGCAUAGCAGCACAUACUGAAGACCAUUUUUUCUCCCAUUCUGCCUUAAGAUCUGCAACUGAGGCCCUACUCGUGAGUGUGACAGGGCCUUCUCUGCAGUAGCACCCCAUCUCUGGAAUGACCCUCCACACCUUGGAAAUGCACCUAGCACUGACAUUGCUGACAUUUGUCAUCAUGCAUCUCUUUGCUCAGGCCAUUGGGAAAGGAAUGAGAACUGUAAAAAGCCACUCAGCUUGCUGCUAGUUGAUUGGGUGUAUUUUAAUCAUGCUUUAUGAUGUUUUGACACGGUUUUUGUUUUACAGGUUUGUUGUUUUAUUGCUGUAUUCCAACCUGGGUCCAGUUGGUAAAGGUCGAGUUAGAAAUACAAUCCAUCCAUCCAUACCAACCACAGGGUUCUUUGACAUUGCUGAGGGACAGUUUUAUAUAGCCAGCUAGUUUUCCCUGGACUGUGUUAUUUCAGUCUGCAGAGUGAAAGGUUUGAAUGCCCUUUUCCAAAUGAAGAAGAACAAGACUCCCUUCACAGAGAAAUCUAGCACAUCAGAAAGAUUUGUGUGAACCAUUCUUCCAGCUAGUUUUCUAGCAGAAAGUUUUUUUCACAUCUGUGGUCAAGUAUUCAGAUAUGUCAUCCCUCACCUGCAGAUUUAUGGCAAGAGGUCAUGGAAAAAUGCUGCCAUUUGAUAUUAGACUUGUCUUUUUACUUUGACGUAGCAAUCUCCUUAUGGUCCAGAAUCUGAACUUGGCCUGGAAGCCAGUGCAGGUGCUGUUGAAACUGAUCCUACUUUGGGAUAGUAACUUUACAAUCUUUGCCGUUUUAUUUCUCUGUAAGAAGCCAGCCCUUGAUAAGCAAUUUCUUAUAAUUAACAAUGGGCAGUGUGGAUUUAGCAAUUUUUAUAGCUCAACAAGCUCUGACGUCCUUGCACUGUCAGUAGAAGCUUCUGUCCCGGCCCUUGAGGUGGUUUUCUUUUUAGUCUGCUUGCUCAGAAGAGGAGCAGAAUGAUGUUGACAUUUUGAAUAAUCACCAUAUUCAACCACAACAGGAAACAUCUGCUGGAUAAUUCAAAGAUUUAGAAAAAAAGUUUACUAAUUACACAUUCCUUAGUUAUGUUAUAAAGUCUAAACCUGUUCUGUUUUUCCUUUAGGACUUACUGCUGUUGGCGGUUUGGUGCUGAUGGGGGGCUCAUAUUUUCCUUCCAGCGUACCACAGACAUUAGCUUUACUGGCUGCGUUUGUUUCAUCUGUCAAUAUCGCAGGUACAAAUUUACUAAUGUAAAUAAUAUUUUUAUUUUUUAUUUAUUUAUACCCCGCCCAUCUGACUGGGUUUCCCCAGCCACUCUGGGCGGCUCCCAACAUAAUAUUAAAAACAUCAAAUAUUUUAAAAUUCCCUAACCAGGGCUGCCUUCAGAUGUCUUCUAAAAGUCAGAUAGUUGUUUAUUUCCUUGACAUCUGAUGGGAGGGCAUUCCACAGGGCAGACGCCACCACUGAGAAGGCCCUCUGCCUGGUUCCCUGUAACAUCUCUUCUCACAGUGAGGGAACCACCAGAAGGCCCUCGGCGCUGGAUCUCAGUGUCCGGGCUCAAUGAUGGGGAUGGAAACGCUCCUUCAGGUAUACUGGGCCGAAGCCGUAUAGGGCUUUAAAGGUCAGCACCAACACUUUGAAUUGUGCUCGGAAAUAUACUGGGAGCCAAUGUAGGUCUUUCAAGACCGGUGUUUUGUGGUCUCGGUGGCCACUCCCAGUCACCAGUCUAGCUGCCGCAUUCUGGAUCAGUUGUAGUUUCCGGGUCACCUUCAAAGGUAGCCCAACGUAGAGUGCAUGGCAGUAGUCCAAGCAGGAGAUAACUCAGUCACCAUCCCAGGACAGGUGGAAUGCACUUUGGGGGAUUCCCCUGGCUCCCUGUGUAGCUGGCUGGAGUUCCCGCCAGCUCCUGCUCUUUAAAUUGGCCAAUGAGAGGCCUGCUCUGUAGGGUGUGCUUCACUGGCUGAAAGGACAUUGGCUGCCAAAGAGGCAUAAUAAGCAGAAUCACCUUCCGCCCUCAGUGCAGUUGGCGGAAGAGCACUACCUACUUAUUUAACAGCUCUCAGGACUGCCCCAAUUUUUUUUCUGCUUGAAGCAAAGCAGAAAAAAUUACCCAGUUAUUUUGGCACCUGAGGCAGAGGAUCCCACAAGCACCUGCCCCCCUCCUUGGCAGUAAAAAUGUAAUAAUAAUAAGUUGAAUGACUUAAAAUUUGAUGGAGUCUUAGUCUUUAAUCUGGGUAACUUUAUCACAGCUAGCGAUGGAGGAGAAAUCCAGUUUGUAUUUCAACAUGAUGCUACCCACUUUCUGAAACUAUCAGAACUGAAACUCAGCCAGCCUUCAAAAUUUGCCCUUCCCUGAAUUUUGCAAUGUGGUUCUUCAGCCAAGUAAGAUGUAGAAAAAUGUGCACACUAGGGUAAAGUGUGCAUCCAAAUGCAUAUAUUAAUGAAAAUUUCAUACAAGAAUGCAUUAUAUUGUGAAAAACUGCUUUGCAAAAGUGAGUAUAUUAGAAAAAAAUUCAUACAAACGUAUGUAUAUUGGGAGAAAUUUACACUAAGAUGCUAAUGAAUUUUCAUGAGAGCUUUUUUUUUUUUAAUGAAAACAGUUGUGGAAAUGUAGUGAAUUGAAUUUAAGCCUGGAAAAUUGAGAAACAGAGAAAAAGGAAAUAUAGGGCUCUAACUGUUUCUUCAUUUUCAUUCUAAAAAUCCAUGUUCCUUUUUUCCCCAACAGGUGGCUUCUUAAUUACCCAGCGAAUGCUGGAUAUGUUUAAACGACCAACAGAUCCACCAGAAUAUAAUUAUCUUUAUCUCCUCCCUGGAGGGGUGUUUGUUGGAGGAUAUGGUGCUUCUCUUCUCAGUGGACACAGCAUUGAGCAGGUCAGAAAUCAUUUCUAAUUUUUACCAUCCAUUUGCGUAGAUUGUCUUAGCAGAGAUGGUAAGCAAGCAAAAUCAGUGCUUAUGAGCUACUCUUAAGCAAAGCCAGAUCUAGAUUAAGGUGAUAAGAAGCAUGCACGACGUAUUGUAGCAGCAUAAAUAUACCAUAAAGUCAUCAAAAAAAUUAACUAAAAUUAAAGUAAUAAAUGCAUUGAAAUCAAAGGGGAAAUCUUCACACACAAAUCAUUCACUACAGUCAUUUUUUCAAAGAGAUAUUUUCUGGUUUUGACAGUGAUGACAUCUACGAUGUCUUACCUCUAAGGGGCUCAGGGUGGCAUUAAUAAUAAUAGUAAUAGUAACAACAACAACAACAACAAUAUAUAACACAAGUCCUGAAAGGCCUACAUUGGCUCUCAGUACGUUUCCGAGCACAAUUCAAAGUGUUGGUGCUGACCUUUAAAGCUCUAAAUGGCCUCAGCCCAAUUUAGAUGGGAAACCCAGCCAGAUAGGAAGCAUAGAAAUAAUAAGUUAUUAUAAUAUUAUUAUUAUACCUGAAGGAGCGUCUCCACCCACAUUGUUCAGCCUGGAUACGGAGGUCCAGCUCCCAGGGCCUUCUGGCGGUUCCCUCCCUGUGAGAAGUGAGGUUACAGGGAACCAGGCAGAGGGCCUUCUCAGUAGUGGCACCCAUCCUGUGGAACACCCUCCCAUCAGAUGUCAAGGAAAUAAACAACUAUCUGACAUUUAGAACAGAUCUGAAGGCAGCCCUGUUUAGGGAAUGUUUUAAUGUUUGAUUCUAUUUUUAAUAUUCUGUUCGGAGCAGCCCAGAGUGGCUGAGGAAACCCAGCCAGAUGGGUGAGUAUUAAUAAUAAUAAUAAUAAUUUAUAUUUAUACCCCACCCAUCUGGCUGGGUUUUCCCAGCCAGAUGGGUGGCUCUCAAUAGAAUAUUAAAAACACGAUAAAACGUCAAAAAUUAAAAACUUCCCUAACCAGGGCUGCCUUCAGAUGUUUUCUAAAAGUCAGAUAGUUGUUUAUUUCCUUGACAUCUGAUGGGAGGGAGUUCCAGAGGGCAGGCGCCACCACCAAGAAGGCCCUCUGCCUGGUUUUCCCUCUCCCUUGUCUUUACAAUUUGGUUUGCCAUUUCCCAGAGGAACAAGAACAGAAAAAAAUUAAACAUGGUGUCAGUUUUCAGCCUGCAUUUUCAUUUACUUUAAACAAGAAUGCGGGCAAAUGGGGUGAUAUGUUUUAUUUUUUGGACUCCCUUACGUUCAAAACAAAGCAGGUGAACAAAAUCAUAUUUGAACAGAAAACUGACAAAUGCUCUGGAACAUUGGUCACACAACAGGUAUAAAACACUGGCUUUUUUUACCAACAGCUGUAUAGGGGGAAUCCAUUAUUUGAUAUUGCUUAAGAAAAUACCUAUACCUGUUGCUUAGAUUAUGUAGGGUGGCCCAUUGUUCUUUCCAUCAAAUAAAAGACAAAACCGAGCUGUUCAAUAAAAAGUCUAUUCUUUUAUUCAAUCUCCAGAAGUGUCUACUGAGCCAAAGCUUAAUUGUAGACUAGAACAGAUGUUGGCAAAUUAUUUUCAAGAUUCAGAGCAGCGAAUUGCCAUGCAGCCCCUUUUAGAAGUGCAUUGUACCGUGCAACAAAUACUGAGGAGAAAUUGCAUCUACACUUUACACUAAUAUUCUACUGCCAAAUUAAUAUACAGUGGUACCUCAGGUUACAGACGCUUCAGGUUACAGACUCCGCUAACACAGAAAUAAUACCUCUGGUAAAGAACUUUGCUUCAGGAUGAGAGCAGAAAUUGUGCUCCGGUGGCACGGCGGCAGCAGGAGGCCCCAUUAGCUAAAGUGGUGCUUCAGGUUAAGAACAGUUUCAGGUUAAGAACGGACCUCCAGAAUGAAUUAAGUUCUUAACCCGAGGUACCAAUCUUAUGGAUUAUCUCACUUCAUAUGUAUCCUGCUCUUCCUCUAAAGAGGUCAGUGCAGAAUCUGUAGCAGAUUUAAAGAUGUUUUGAAAACAAAUACUAGGAAAGAUCAAUGGAAUAGAAAUAGAAAUAUUGUUUGAUCCUAUUUGAAUGUCAGAUGUCAAGGAGAUAAAGAACUAUCCAACUUUUAGAAGACACCUGAAGGCAACCCUGUAUAAGGAAGUUUUUAAUGUUUGAAGUUUUAUCGUGUUUUUCUAAUAUUCUGUUGGGCGCUGUCCAGAGUGGCUGGGGAAACCCAGCCAGAUAAGUGGGGUACAAAUUAUUAUUAUUAUUAUUAUUAUUAUUAUUAUUAUUACUACUACUACUACUACUACUUCCAGAAAAAUGAGAACAGGAGAACUUUGCUAGAACAGGCCAAAAGACCACAUGGUCCACAUACUCUUCUCAUAAAAAGGAAAAACAGUUAAUAUAUUAUUUAAUGAUAGCAGCAAAGGUACUGGUGGCCUGGCAUUGGAAAACAGAGGAAUUUACCAACAGUAAGAGACUGGGAGUCAAAAUGCUGGACUUAAACUCAAUCUGCAAGAUUAAGUUAAAUCUGCAAAAUUAACCAAAUUGGAGAGAAUAGAAUAAGAGCAGAAUUUAACUGCAUUAAAUUAAUGAACAUUUCUAUUCAACAUAUUAUUAAACUAAAAGUACAGUUGGUUACAAAAGUAAGUUAAAAUUGGGCAGUAUAAAGAUAUGAGAGGUGUCAUGUUUUGUAUUUUGGCCUGUCUAUUUCAUACAGUUUGUAUAGUUUGAUCAGAAAUUUAAAAAUCAACAUCUUAAUCGCUAUAUACCAAAAGAUAAAACAUUUACGUUAUUCCUGUUGUAGAAUCAUAGAAGUGUAGAUUUGAAAAGGGUCAACCCACUGCAUUGCAAAAAUCACAGUUUAUAGUUAUUAUUAUUCUUAGACUUCUUAGAUGCUUGUUACCCAAAGGUCUCAAAGCAACUUUCAGCACAUUUGAAAACAUAAACAUAAAUACAUUAUAACUUUUUUAAAAGUAUACGUCAGUUACUUAUUUUAACUUUUCCUUUUAGAGAGAAGAAAGGCAUAUUCUGUACACUAUGAGCUAGUCAUCUGUUUUUAUGAUGACACAAAAAACACCUUUCAUAUUUCUGGAAAUGCAGACAGGAUAAAAGAAGUCUGUGUUAGCCUUGGUUAAAUAAGGGUGGAAUGACUAGAUUAUUCUAAUUGGGUUCUGCUGUGUGACUUUAAUGAACAUUGUUGGGGAAGGGGAAAUUUAGUAACACAUUUUUUUUCUUCUUCCCUAAAGAUUACAUUGAACAUUUGUGAUUAGCAGUGGGGGAAAUAGCAUAUGCUUUUCAAACAUAAGGAGAACACCACAUGUUCUAUAUAAAUGCAUUGUCAUACAGGGAUUUCAAAGCAUUUUGGUGUAUCAAAACACUAAAAAAAUCAAAGUGAGAGGAAAAUCUGACGGAAUGAUCUCACAAAGCUGGCAUCUUUAAAAUGUGUUUGAACUAGUGAUCUGUAACUCUUCCACACAUAAGAACAAUGGCUGAAACUUAAAAAAAGAAAACUUGGCAUAGAAGAAACUGAAUAAAUCUAGCAAGGAUGGUUAUACCAAUAAACCAUAAUCUUGAGCUACUCAGUUCUUCCCUUGUUAUACACCUCUGGAAGAAUGUGAUAAGAGCUAAGGGUUGUAUUCAGUGCUAGUCCUACUCAGUGCAGAGCCACUAGAAUUAAUGAUCAUGGCUAAUACAUGGAGGAUAUAGCUAUGUUGCGUGGCAAGUGAAAUGAAGACACUGGACACAUUAUUUAAGGUUAAUGGGCAUAAAAGGCCACAACUUUAUUGAUUACAGGAAUAGGAAGGUAUUGGCCUUAGGCAUUGGCUCCUAUCGACUACCCGGCGUGGAGACCGGGAAGGGUUAUCCACCAGCCGUGGGAGUCCUGUUGAAGUACGCCAACUAGGAUCCCACGGGUGUCACCGCUCGGGGGCAUGCCGUGGGCCCUCACCUCCUUAGGUUUCGGACAGGGCAACACCCCCCAGAGUCCUCUACCGGACUACCCUUUUCAUUGGGGAAGGUGAUGGCGCUUCUUUCCCCCCUUCAUUUGCAUAACAAUUACCCCUGCCAAUGCCUAACCACCAAUACCGAGGAAGUUGUGACGUUUGCUACAAGGUAGGCGAAAAAACCAAAUGGCUGGAAGGUCAAAGCUAGCUAAGCCUAAAGGGUGGGUGGGAUGGGAAAACCGGGCAGCUGGAACGGGGCAAAGAGGGCGGUCCCCGGGCACGCCGGCCUUAAAUGGGCUAGGCCAUGCCUCCCCGGCCCGCCGAUUGGCGGGCCGGGUUGUAGGCACGCCCGGGGAUUCCCUCGUUCUCACGGGGGCUAAGAGCCAGCCCCUGCGUGAGUGGGAGGGGUGGGCCCGCAACCCCACCUCCUCUCCAGCUCGGAAGUGGCUUUCUAUCACACUCAGAGAAAGAAUGUCUUCAGUUGGUGGGAAUUGUGAGAUGCCAAGCGUGCUGUUGCACCGGGGUCCUGCUUACAAACUUCCCAAAGAUUGGACCCUUUGAGAAGAGUAUGGUAGACCACGUGGCCUUUGGGCCUGAUCUAGCAAAGUUCUCCUGUUCUCAUUUUUCUGGAAGUAAUAAUAAAAUAACCAUAAUUUAUUAUUUAUACCCCACCUAUCUGGCGGGGUUUCCCCAGCCACUCUGGGCUGCUCCCAACAGAACAUUAAAAACACAAUAAAACGUCAUACAAUAAAAACUUCCCUAAACAGGGCUGCCUUCAGGUGUCUUCUAAAAGUCAGAAAGUUGUUUAUUUCCUUGACAUCAGAUGGGAGGGCGUUCUACAGGACAGGCGUCAGUACUGAGAAGGCCCUCUGUCUGGUUCCCUGUAACCUCACUUCUCGCAGUGUGGGAACCGCCAGAAGGCCCUUGGAGCUGGACCUCAGUGUCCGAGCUGAAUGAUGGGGCUGGAGAUGUUCCUUCAGGUAUACUGGACCAAGGCCAUUGAGGGCUUUAAAGGUCAGCACCAACACUUUGAAUUGUGUUCGGAAAUGCACUGGGAGCCAAAGCAGAUCUCUCAGGACCGGUGUUAUGUGGUCUCGGCGGCCGCUCCCAGUCACCAGUCUGGCUGUCGCAUUCUGGAUUAAUUGCAGUUUCUGGGUCACCUUCAAAGGUAGCCCCACGUAGAGUGCAUUGCAGUAGUCCAAGCAGGAGAUAACUAGAGCAUUCACCACUCUGGUGAGACAGUGCGUGGGCAGGUAGGCCUCAGCCUGCAUACCAGAUGGAGCUGGUAGGCACCAACCUCAUUCCUGAUGCUCCUUUAGUUAAAAAAUAAUCUCAUACUACAGCUGCCUUUCCUUUUGCUCACACCAAACAAGUCACAUACUCGUUUACAGCUUGCUGUGCAGAAGGCUUUGUGGUAAGUGGGAUGUCAGUCCCAGAUUUAAGAACUAUCAUGGUUUUCUUUCAUUCACUGCUUUGGGUGAUCUCUGUUUUCGUCUCCCUCAGAUGAUGUAUCUGGGCUCAGGUCUUUGCUGUGUAGGUGCGCUAGCCGGGUUGUCCAGUCAGAGCACCUCUAGACUUGGCAAUGCUCUAGGAAUGAUUGGGGUUGCUGGCGGCAUAGCAGCUACGUUCGGUGCUCUGAAACCAUCCCCCGAAGUGCUGGCCCAGAUGUCUAUGGCCAUGGCUAUGGGUGGAACCAUGGGUGAGUACUGUCCGUUGUACUAACUAAACCAUGGGUAGGCAACCUAAGGCCUGGGGGCCGGAUGCGGCCCAAUCGCCUUCUCAGUCCGGCCCGCGGAUGUCAGGGAAUCAAUGUGUUUUUACAUGUGUAGAAUGUAUCCUUUAUUUAACAUGCAUCUCUGGGUUAUUUGUGGGGCCUGCCUGGUGGUUUUACAUGCGUAGAAUGUGUGCUUUUGUUUAAAAUGCAUCUCUGGGUUAUUUGUGGGGCAUAGGAAUUUGUUCAUUUCCCCCAAAAAAAUAUAGUCCAGCCACCCACAAGGUCUGAGGGACAGUGGACCGGCCCCCUGCUGAAAAGGUUUGCUGACCCCUGAACUAAACUAUUGAACUUAAGCAGGAAGCACCUGGUGCUUCUUGGAAGCACUCCUGCAAUGAGAAAGUCAUUUGCAGUGAACAAGCUACCAAAGAACGGCUUUCUGGCCACUGCUGUUCUUCCCCUCCAAUGUGCAGAUACAAGGGAAUAUUGUUUUACUGUUUGCUGUGUUUUCUAGGUAAAGGUAAAAGGUAAAGGACCCCUGGAUGGUUAAGUCCAGUCAAAGGCGACUAUGGGGUGCAGAACUGCUGACCUUCCAAUCAGCAAGCCCAAGAAGCUCAGUGAUUUAGACUACAACACAGUGUUCUAGGACAUGUUUUCAUUUAAUUCAGGGCAUUUGCAAGCCCCAACAAGCUGACCUUAAUUAUGUGCUUCUUAGAUCAUUCAUGGAUGGAUGGAUGGAUGGAUGGAUGGAUGGAGUAGAAAGAUAAUUGCACCAGCCGUUGGAAUUUAUGUACAAAGCAGUAGAUGUUGGUCCAUUAGGGUGAAUUGGACACUGCCCCACAAAUUUCAGAGGUCCUUCCUCUGCACCUUUCUGAACACACCCAUUAUUCUGUUUAAAAGUGCUGUUGGGCUGCCAUAAUAACACACAUCUGUAUGGAACAAGUAGUUUGGGAAUGUGGUUCCUUACCCUGCAACCAUCAGCUGCCCAGGAGGCUCGGGGACUUUGCUUCAGGAUGAGAGCAGAAAUUGUUCUCCGGUGGCACGGCGGCAGCAGGAGGCCCCAUUAGCUAAAGUGAUGCUUCAGGUUAAGAACAGUUUCAGGUUAAGUACGGACCUCCAGAACGAAUUAAGUACUUAACCCAAGGUACCAAUGUAUUUUUUGAACUAGUUGACAAAAAGUGACUAGGUGUGAUUAUUUCCAAAGAAAAAUCCACAAGUUGAUUCUUCUUACUGGUUUAUGGGGCCCCUGUAUGCUGCUCUGAUCUACUGUAAAAGAUAAAGGGUAAAGGGACCCCUGACUGUUAGGUCCAGUCGCGAACGACUCUGGGGUUGUGGCACUCAUCUUGCUUUACUGGCCGAGGGAGCCGUACCGGAUGUCAAUGCCUUUAUGAAAAUUUGAACUAUUGCUACGGCAGGUAAUAUGAAGACCUCACUGCCAAGGCAUCAGUGAUCCAUCAGUCAGUGUGUUAAGCAUCUUUUGGGACUUAAGAGGUAUAUUUAACUCCAAAAGGUGGCAGUCUUGACUAAGAGGGAAAAUGACAAAAUAGAGAAGCAAGAUGUUUUAAACAUAGGGGGCAUUUCCUCUGGAGCCAAAUUUGCAGCCAGUUGCUAUGAAACAAAGUAGUUUUUGUGACACUGGUGUUUAUGAAUUUUUGUUAUGCUACUUUCUCAAAGUCUGUUUGGCCCCCACAAGGCCAGGCAUCCCCCAAGCAUAUCCAUUCUAAAUUGUAAAAUCAGCUUGCAUGUUUUUGUUUUUUUAAAAAAAUAGUUUUGUGAAUAAUCCCUCAGUGAACAUAAAUGGAGGACAAAAUAAUGAGAACCUAUUCUGUACCCACAAAACCCAAGUUCUUGGAAAUGUCCUCUAGAAUUCUUUUGGGUGGAUUAUUUUGUUCUGUGUUUUGCUCUUUACCAGGACUGAAAUCCCUUUCCAACAAAUAUUGAUAUAUCUUGUGCCAUUUUUAAAGGAUGGCUAAUAAUAGUUUAGAAAUCCAUCUCAGUCUUAAAAAACUGGCAGAGCAGAAUCCCAGUCCAGCUUUUAUGAGUCCUCUAAGAAGCAUAUAAGAGAUGUGGGUGGCACUGUGGGUUAAACCACAGAGCCUAGGACUUGCCGAUCAGAAGGUCGGUGGUUCGAAUCCCUGCGACGGGGUGAGCUUCCGUUGCUCAGUCCCAGCUCCUGCCAACCUAGCAGUUCAAAAGCACGUCAAAGUGCAAGUAGAUAAAUAGGUACUGCUCCGGCGGGAAGGUAAAUGGCGCUGCUCUGGUUCGCCAGAAGCGGCUUAGUCAUGCUGGCCACAUGACCCGGAAGCUGUACACCGGCUCCCUCGGCCAAUAAAGCGAGAUGAGCGCCGCAACGCCAGAGUCGGUCACGACUGGACCUAAUGGUCAGGGGUCCCUUUACCUUUACCUUUAAGAAGCAUAUAGAGCAUACAGAACUCACUGCCACCCCCACUCUGUGCAGUAGCAAGAUUUCAGGGGGGUUCCGGGUGCCCACCCAGGGUUGGUGUUCCUUUGGAGAAUUGAAGACGCAGCAGAGACUGUCAUAGCUUUAAGAAACAUUAUUUAUUCACAUGAUUACACCUUCAGUCUGCAUGGAGGGAGUCCAGAUCUUACAGCAUGGUCAUUUCAAGAGGGACUUGUACAGCACUGGAGUCCAAGGCCUCUUUCCCAGCCGCAGUCUUCAGCCAUCCUGCCCAAGAUGGAUCACCCCCUUUGUUCUCUCCUUCUUCCCAACACACCUUGCUCUAAAGACUCUUUUCCUGUCAUCUCAAGCACACACCCCAUCAUCAUAGCAACCUCUGUCUGCCCAAGCCCAAUAUUCCUCUUAAUUGGGCCAUCAACACCUUUUGUCAGGGAAGCGGGUGGCACUGUGGUCUAAACCACUGAGCCUCUUGGGCUUGCCAAUCGGAAGGUCAGCAGUUCGAAUCCCCGCAGCGGAGUGAGCUCCCAUCGCUCUGUCCCAGCUCCUGCCAACCUAGUAAAUCCGAAAACCUGCCAGUGCAAGUAGAUAAAUAGGUACCACUGUGGUGGGAAGGUAAGCGGCAUUUCCUUCCGCUCUGGUUUCUGUCACAGUGUCCCGUUGCGCCAGAAGCAGUUUAGUCCUGCUGGCCACAUGACCCAGAAAGCUGUCUGUGGACAAACGCCGGCUCCCUCGGCCUGAAAGCGAGAAGAGCGCCACAACCCCAUAGUCACCUUUGACUGGACUUAACCGUCCAGUCAGAGACUGAGCACUGUGGUUCUCAGUCUCAGAGUAUUACGUAAGAAGAGCUCCAGUUUUAUCCCAGGAUUCCAUGAUACAUUUUCCAAACAACAGUGUCCCGUGUCUAUUCCAAACUUUAAAUCAUAGCUAAGUCCCUGUAGGAACAGGCAUUCAUUGUAGAAAUAGACAAUACCGGUAGGAAGUGGGUAUGGUUAUUUAUGUCGGUGGUUUUCAAAAUUUCUACCUCCAGAGAGUUCUGUCGAUGCAGGCAUGCCUGCCAAGAAACCCUGGCACGUUGCAGAGGAUUCUGGGUGUUCUUCCAGGGCAACCUCUCUCUUUGUAGAUCACUUCUGGCUAAGAGUGUUAGCUCUCCACAUCACCCUGCUGGGACUGAGGGUGCCCCAAGACACACCCAACCCUCUGUUGCUGAGCAUUGCAAGGAUAUAGUGGACAAACUGUCUCUCAGGGUUAUUUGUUUGCCAUUAUUUAUCUACUCUUGACAAUGCCCUGUUAUGCUUCCAAGGUAGCCCAGGACACCCCAGGAAAUUGCUUGAAAAUUACUAUUUUAUGCCAUAGUUUGAUCUUCCAGCUAUCCUUCUAUUUAAUACAGUCUGCCAACUGCAGAUCGCUCUCCCACUCUCCUUCCCCUGAUGGGGUUGUGGUUCUGACACCCUAUUUUUGCUCUGAGUUCUUUAGAUGCUGUUGCCUUGAGAGAGGUUCUUGCGACACCUUCUUUUGGGAGAGGGCUUAAAAUAAGUUUGCAAUUUCCUAUUAUUCUGUCUUUGCACAAAAAAAGGGGGGAAAUAACUUAAGAAAGUAAAGUAAACAGCCUUUUGUUACUUAACUGGCUGUUUAUGUUUCUAAGACGGUAUGAAAUACAAUACAACAUUUUCUUUAACGACAACAACAAAAAUAUCUUGGAUCUAAAUUGUUUCCUUUUGCAGGUCUCACCAUUGCGAAACGGAUUGAAAUUUCCGACCUUCCUCAGCUUGUUGCUGCAUUUCACAGUCUGGUGGGUUUGGCAGCAGUUCUGACGUGCAUUGCAGAGUACAUGAUCGAAUAUCCACACCUUGAUGUCCACCCUUCUGCUAAUGUUCUCAAAACAGUGGCCUAUUUGGGCACCUAUAUUGGGGGUGUAACAUUCAGUGGUUCUUUAGUGGCAUAUGGAAAACUACAAGGUACGCUCAAUUAUUUUUAUUUUUAUUCCCUGCGGUUUAGACACCCAAAGUUACGGCGUACAACCUUCUGCUAGGAUUUCCAAAGGCUUUUAGAGUUAGGAACUCUGUUCACGCUGAAUUUCCGUAAGGAUUGAUGCCAGCCAGAAAGAAAGAAAGAAAGAAAGAAAGAAAGAAAGAAAGAAAGAAAGAACCUUUGAAAAUUUUGUGGCUUGGUCCCAAGAUUUGCUGAACAAGUAAAUUUUUGCUUCGGACACAGCAAUUUAUUUGCAGAGUAGCUGUAGUGUCAUAAUAUUACAAUUUGGCAUUGUGUGAGUUAUGCAGUCACAACAAGGACCAGCAAAGAGUAGCAGACCAAGUGCUGCACUUAGACUCGAAAAGACCUGGGUUCAAAUCCCUGAUUUCCAGAAAUCUCCUUGACAAAAAGCAGGUUAGGGGACCCAACAAACACAUAUCCAGCAGGUUCUAUUAACACUCUGCUGAACAAACCUCAGUCUUAAAACUUAGGAUCACAGGACUGGAAAGGACAUCCAGACUAAAAACCCCAAAUUGCAAUAAAAUAUUAACAUGCCAAAACAUUAAGCCUCAAUACUGGUUUUUCCCUCCCUAGGUAUAUUAAACUCUGCUCCGCUUCUUCUCCCUGGUCGCCAUUACCUGAACGCUGGGCUGUUGGCAGCUUCAGUUGGCGGCAUGAUUCCUUUUAUGCUAAGCCCCAGCUAUACGACCGGCAUGGGCUGCCUCAUAGGAGUUUCAGGACUCUCCUCCAUCAUGGUAUGAACAGAAAUGGAAGCUUUGGGUUUGAAGGAGGGAAAAGGUGGGGCAAGUCAGGAACCAGAGGUGAGGGCAGAAUUGGGUCAAGAGGGAACCUGGUGCGUGUUAGAAUUCCUGUUCCAUGAUUGCAGUCAUGGGAUUUUUGUCCAUCACAUAAUGGUAUAAGUUUUGACUCCACAGAGUGGGAAGUGUCGGAGACAGGAUGUUUGUGUUACUGUGUUCCGUGAAGUGGAACUAUUGUCCUUUGUUCUUUUUCUCUUUGCUGUCUGAUGCUAGAGAGAGAGGGAGCCAUUUUGCAGUGCUCCAUGUGUGUUUAUAUGUAAAUAAAGUAGAUUAGCCAAAAUGCUGAGUUGCUGAGGUCUGUCACGCAUGAUGCGCAAACUCUGCGGAUCCCUAUGUGUGCCGGUGUCUGUUGGCAUCGGUCGUUGUGAUGUUCAGGUUGAAGAAAGAUUUUGAGGCUCCUGAAUGAACAACCAGGAGGGAGAGAACAUGCCAGUUGGACAUGUGUCUCUGCCAGGGUCCUACUCGAGUGUAGGCCGAACUCCUGACAGUGAGUUGGGGCAGAAUCUUCUAGAACAGAUUGGUAAUGGUAGGAGGAUGGAGUCAUGGACACUGGACUGUGAAACAGAUUUAUUAGGCAGUGAGGCUGGCACAAGUCUAGUGAGCUGAUACUGUGCAGUUCGAAAAAUGGGAGAGGGGGUCAGAUACAUUAGGCGUAUUAAUUAAGCACUUAAAGAUGAAGCAAUGUCAGGGACGGCAUGUACACAAAUUAUAAAAGGGUAAGAUGUGCUCAGUCUCCGUACUGAAAACAAACUGCCCAAAUUAUAUUUUAAAAGCCCUUCUUCUUUUUGACUCGAACCUCCUCCUCUUCACCUUCAUCUUCAGGCAGGUAACAUCCUUGUAAAGUAGCCAUUUUGUGUGUGCCUAUUACAGUUACUGUACGUGUUAAGUUGUGGGUGAACAUAUCAGACGACACAGCGAUUCUUCAAACAGCUCUUGUUUAUUCAGAGGCCAGAACUGAACUGAACUGAACUGAACUGAAGGGUUCAGUCAGCCUGCUUAUAUAGAGCUCCAGUACAAUGUAACUGUAACAAUUUUCUAAAGCUAUCCAAUCACUGAACAUCACUUUCGAUCCCUUAUUUGCAUAACUAUCUACAGUAUCCCCCUGCUGGCCCAGGGUGAAAACUUCAGUACAUAACAGUACAAAGACAGAUUAAUAAAUGAAUCAUUGCCGUAUAGGUAGAUAAGUACAGAUUCCUUUGAAGAAACCACUGGUACGGGAUGUAAGCAAGGAGCAAAGCAUGUUUUGUAUUCGUUCAUGUUCCUCCAUCUCCUUUCUAUAGUGUGGGUUGUCAAAGAGAGGAAUUUGUUUAGCUGGAAAAUCUGCUUUUAAAAGCAACCCUCUUGUCAUGCUCCUUGGCGAGUCAGACAAUGGGGUUGGUAGUAGGUUGUUUUUUUUCUUUGUUUUUAAGUAAGGCCAGCACUGAAAUAUACUGGGUUUUUAGACCCCAGUACGUAUUAACUUGCCAGAAUGUGGUUUAGCUGGUUAGCAGAGUGUAAUCAUGGAACGUCAGCUACCCUUGGCAUGCAAAUAUAUUCCAGACAAAAAGGCUGGGUAUAAAUUUAGUAAACAAAUAAAUAGCAGUGACAUAGUCUGCACUGUUGAUCACAAACAAGAUAAUUUAGGGUAUAUAAUUGCUCCUGGACCAUGGGGUGGGAUGGAGAAGCAACUAUUUUGAUGUUGCUGUCGUUCAGCCCAAUAAAUCAUAUUGUUUUCCCUAUUGCGUGUGUAAGAAAUAUAAAAUAAGUCAGACUGGUUUUUUUAGUGUGGUGGUUGGGCCGCCAGCAAAGGCUGUGCUGUGCUGCCUAUUUUGAAUUUCAAGCAAGGUAGCACAAACUUCUCCCACGAAUAUCCAGCGUCUGCUGAGCAAUACAAGAUGCAGCUGCGGCUGGAAGGGGCUGGCAAUGUUCCGAGGACUCCGCAGAGCCCUCUUCAAAAUAGUUGUGCGGCUCUAUAGAAAUUCCAUGAAAAAAUCCAGUGCAACCCCUUCAGGAUCCCACAAACCACAUCUGCAGGGUUCCAAAAACUUCUUAGCUGCGGGCUUUAUGGUGAAAUAAGCUACUGGUUUAAUCAGUCAGAUGUUAUUGUAAUCCUAGAUUGGAGAGAGAAAGAGAGAGAUAACAGUAUGAGCCAAGAACGGGCUUGAUGUAGGGUUCCCAAAUGUCUGUUUGACGUAACCAAGAUCUUUGGGUAGAUGCUUGCAAUUUUCUUUUUUUUGGGGGGGGGGUUAAUAAUUAAUGCCCUUCUUUUGCACCAUUCAGACUACUGUGGCUGUAGUACACUAGGAAAUAUAGGGAGCAUUGUAGUAACACUGUCAUGUGAAGGAGUCAAUAGGUUUUUGGGAAGGACAGUAAGAUGGGCAGAUCAGAAGAGUCCUUAUUGGCACUUCUAGAUAUUUAAUUGAACUGUCCUCCAUUCCAAUUGCCAAUGCAAGGCAUAUAUGGCUUUUGCCAUAGAAAUGGAACAAAGCACCUGUAGAGUGGACUGUCCAGAGUCAACCUUUACUUUAAUUACUUAAAGUACUUCUUCUUCUUCUUCUUCUUCUUUGAUCACUCGUAGCCGAGUAAGAUUGUCUUCCAUAAACAUGGUCUUAACAGUGAGUCUGUAAGUGACUGUGGAGGCCAGUUCUGGAUCCACACGUCCUUCCACAGUGGGGACAUAGGUUUCCAGGCAGGAGUUUGCCAAGCGUGCCUUCCUCUUAGCACAUUCCCCCCUUUUGCCCAAAUUUUGGGCAUCUUCAAAGCCCAUUGAAGACAUAGGUUUCUGGGUGGGAGUUGAUCACUGUGUGGAUUUGCCAAGCGUGCCUUCCUCUUAUAGCACGUUUCUCCCUUGCGUUCUGAGUUCAAGUGUCUUCAAAGCGCAUGACACCUUUGGUAAAGGCUGUUCACCAACUGGAGCGCUCACAUGCCAGUGUUUCCCAAUUGUUGGUGUUUAUACUACAGUUUUUUAGAUUUGGCUUGAGAGAGUCUUUCAACCUCUUUUGUUUAAUGCUUUCCAUUUUUAAGUUCGGAAUAGAAUAGUUGCUUUGGAAGAUGAUAAUCAGGCAUCCACACAACCUGAUCAGUCCAACAAAGUUGAUGUUGAAGAAUCAUUGCUUUAACACUGGUGAUCUUUGCUUCUUCCAGUACACUGGCAUUAAUUUUACUUAAAGUGCUGGCCAUGUAUGACCGCAGUCUUUGUUUAAUCUCUAUGCCUCACACAUACUGCUGAUUAAACUCCCAUUUCUUUCCUCCCCACUCCUUUUCUUUCUAAUGUGGACCUUAUACACCCUUGCUGUUACUUAAACCUGACCUACGUUGGGUUCACCUUCCCUUUUUGGCACGUGAAAAUGGCAGGGAGUAACCCUGACGGCAGCUAUUGGUGGAGCGGAUAUGCCUGUGGUGAUCACUGUACUCAACAGCUACUCUGGCUGGGCCUUGUGCGCAGAGGGGUUUCUUCUGGACAACAACCUGAUGACCAUUGUUGGAGCCUUGAUUGGUUCUUCCGGAGCUAUCCUGUCUUACAUCAUGUGUGUGGUAAGUAGGGGGAGGGGAGAAAUUUGAAUCAGUUCUCCUUUGAAGGUGAACGUGUCUAGUUUGCGCUUUCCAACCAGAGAACUGAAGGACAGCCAACCUGUGAAACUCACACUUCUCCAAAUUUUGCCACGCAGUUCUCCAGCCAAGUACAAAAAUGCAUAUCUACUAGGGUGAAAUGUGCAUAAGAAUGCACAUCAUGAUAAUAUAUAUAUAUAUAUAUAUAUAUAUGCAUUACAGUAGAGGAAUUUGCUUUGUGAAAUUUUGUAUAUUGGGCAAAACUGCAUACAGAUGUGUAUAUUAGGAGAAAUCUGCAGUAGAAUGCCAGUGAAUUUUCAUGAACUUUAAAAAAAAAAUGUGAGAAUUUGUUUUCCUUAAAAAAAAAUGCAAACUGAUUUGGGAAUGCAGAGAACUGAACUUAAGAUUGGAAAGGCGAAAAACUGAGAGAAACCAAAAUAUACAAGAUUCACUGAUCCCCAGUAUAAGAUGAGUAUAGGCACCCCGUGGUUGGUGUGUUUUCAUUUUUCAUUUAGCAAGGCAAUAAUUUCAUGACUACCCCAACUUUAUCUAGCAGCUGGAGCAACCCAGCCAGAUAGGCAGGGUAUAAAUAAUAAAAUUAUCAUCACCGCCAUCAUCUUUAAGUCACUAGGUGUCAGCUGCUACAUCAUCAAUGUCCUUGUGAGGAAAGAGUACUGGAGAUAUAUGCUGGGUUUGUUUGCUGUUUUGUCAUUUUAAAAAAUCAUUUACAAAUAUGCAUGUUGAGGAGGGAAAACAGGCCAACCUCUCUCCCUGUUAUAUACACACACAACCUGACAGGACACUUGUCUCAGCCUCCACAUUGGACGAUGUAUCUAGCCUUGCUCUACAAUGUCAAUCAGUCAUCAGUACCCAUUAAUGGAAAAAGGGGGACCUGUGGCCCUCUGAAUGUUUCUGUAUUACAACUCUCCUCAUCCCUCACAAUUGGCCAUGCUGGCUGAGCUUGAUGGGAAUUGGAGUCCAACAACACAGACCUCUCACCGCUACAUUAUAGGAACAGGCUUAGGCACUGCUUUUUUUCUAAAAAAUGUUUAGGGGAACUCUCAUUUUCCUAUCCAUAUUGAAAUACUGCCCCCCAAUGAGGCCAAACUUAGAUUCACAAAAUGUUUAGGGGUAUGCAUACCCCUGCAUUCGCCCCUCCCCGAAAAAAAUGCACUGGGUUUAGGUAUUAACAAAACAGGCUGUGUGCAGUUAUAGUGUGUAACAGUGGUUUGCUUUCCUUAUCUAUGAGUAAGCAUUAUGACGAAAUACCUAACCAUAGUUGAUCACAAACCAGGAUAUGAAACCAUGAGUUUGAAAGCAAUGGGUUGUAGCCAACAAAAUUCUACUCAAGAAUAGACCCAUUAAAAUUAAUAGACCUCAGUUAGUCCUGUCCAUACUCUGAGUAUGACUAAUGUGGAUACAAUCUCGUGGCUUUAAUUAACCAUGUUUAAGCAUUCAGUAAAGCAAUGGUUAAUGUAGUUUUACUGCCUCUCCAUUCACCCCAGGUGGCAAGCAGAUAUCCCAAGUGGUUUUGGUUAGACCUGACAUUUGCUAAUAUAUGUCUAAUGGUUUGUCCAGGCCAUGAACCGAUCUUUGCCAAAUGUCAUUUUGGGUGGAUACGGUACAACAUCCACGGCUGGAGGAAAGCCCAUGGAAAUAGUUGGAACACACACCGAAGUUGGAAUCGAUCAAACUGUUGACAUGAUCAAGGAAGCUAAUUCGAUCAUCAUUACACCUGGUAAGAGUUCAACAAUGCUUUAUUAAAUUGUUUAGUAGUUAUGCACAUGGGCUAUGAAAAUGUUAUUGCUGAGGUUCUUGUUCUGCUGUUAUCUGUGCAGUUCCCAAAUAUCCAUAUUUAUUUUCCCAAUUAACAAAUAACUUUUCACUAUAUGGAAUGCAAAGGUAAACAAUCUCUAAUUACCUACUUGUUAAAGCAAAUGCUGUUAGUCACCUCAGUCUCUGCUGACAUCUGUGCCUCAGCUGAGAUGAUUAGAAGAUCAUAUGAGGUGAGGUUGGUUGGGCCACUUAGUGGUCAAGGCUGAGAACUGAACUUCAGUUGUGUGCUGAGACAAACAAACAAGUUGACCUGGAAUGAGUCUGUACCUCAGAAAAGUGCGUAAUGUCACUGACCAGAAAUGUCCUUUUCUAAAACAGUGGGAAGGAGACUUGGAGACAUUUCUGAAACUGAAAGCUGAUUCAGGAUGUAAGAAGGCUUCAUUUUCCUUUCUACCCUUUGUUCAUUGCAUGCAGCACUGCUUUCCAUUCCACCGGAGUUCAUCUUCUGCUAAAACUGCAUUACUUGUCUUGCUGUCUGCUCCGGCAAAAUGAUUUAACUUAUGUAAUUUACGUAAGAAAUUACGUUGUCAUUAUAUUAUUCCACUGUAUUCGUUCCACUGCAAACAAAAAAUAAUGCAAUUUGGGGGACAUGGAUGCAAUCGAUUAUGUAUCGUUUGCAGACUAAUAACGACAACAUCAUAUAUCGAUGUUAUUAGCUGGAUUGAUUUCUGUUCCAGAGAGGGGACAAAUAAGCCAACAUUGGCAAUUUCUGCUCCCGUUUCUGUUUUUUGUCAGAAUUCUCUGGCAUCCCUAGAGCUAACUGACAGUUCUACCAGAUUCUAGAUGGCGAAGGUUCAGACUGGGGUGGAGGAAGGGGUGUGCGGUGGGUGCAGGCCGCCCCAGGUGUCACCACUGAGGGGGGUGACAAAAUGCCGGGCAGCACUCACCACGGGGCCUGCAGCGUGCCUGAGCCGCACGUCUCUCAGUGGCUUGGGCACGCACAGGCUCCACACUGCCCAAACGGUCUGCCUGCUGCCUUCCCCCCAGCUGUAGGGAGACUGGGAGAAGGCAGGCAGAUUCUGGAGGCCCUGCCCCAUCCCGCCCAUAUGGGUGGCUUGCCCCACUACUGGGUGCACCACACCAGGUGCCCGAGUGGCUUCCUCCACCACUGGGUUCAGAAGCAAACCAGAGUUGAGCUUCUCUUCUUUCUCCAGCUUAGCAAAAAAAAAGCCAAACAGGAAUAAAGGCCCUGCUUUACCAAGUCCUUAGGAGGGUAGUCUCUCAGGAGCUCAAGUUCAGGAGCUUCAAGAGGAGAAUGGGUUUUUCUAUUUUGUCUUCAAGAAGAAGCCACCUGUCCUCCUGUCGUUCCCAUAUACCAUGGCCCCCUGAGCAAGACAGAGUGGGUGAGGAAAAAUCAGGAUGGUGCCAAAGUCAUCUUGCACUCUUCUGAUGCCAGCUUCUUUUCUGUGUGGCAGAGCUUGAAGGGCAUAAAUGACACCUGGAGUUGCUUCAUUUGGUGACUUGAACAUGCAUUCUGUCUGGAAUAGACUAAUAGCUCUUCUGUGGCGCUUCUUCUUCAUUAUUACAGGGCUGGGAAGCAUAAUGACUCCAGGGGGUUUGAUGCUAUCCUGAUUUUUUUGUCCAUUUCCAAGCUACAUUAUUUGACCAUGAGACACUGUACCACAUGGUCUUUGAAUUCUCCAGAAAAGCAUUCCUCCUCUUAUUUUUAUAGGAAACCAAAAAAAUAUGUCCUACUGGAUGAGUCUGAGUUCAUAGCAAAAAAGAAACAAACCAAAAAGAAGAUGCAAGUCACUGAUCUCAUUGACAGGGAAAAUUCCCCUGCUAGGGGCAUUGAGUUGUUUGCAGGAGCAUUCAAUUAAACCAGCUGGUGGUCUUGGCAGGACAACUUCAGCUUGGAUGCUUGAGCCAGGCCUAUCUCUUCUUGGGCUCUGAUAGUUCAAACCUCUUGCAGGAACAGAAAAUGAACAUGUCGAAGUCCAUUAUUCCCCAUCUAAACAUACUGCUUUUGAGGGAGGUGGGAUGAGAGAGAAUGAAUUUAAUACUUCAGAGAUGUUUUUUCAGUCAUGCUUUAAAAUAGGGUUACCAGACGUCCUCGUUUCCCGGGGACAGUCCCUGGAUUUGCAAAUAAGUCCCCAGGCAAAUUCCAUCCCCGGAAUGUCCCUGGAUUUCAUCUAAUGUCCCUGGGAAACGCAUCAGCGGCAGUCUCUCAGCACCCCGGAGCAGUUGGUAUUGGCUGGCUUCAGGAGCUGCUUGGAAGUCCCCGUAUGGUGGUGGUGCAGGGGCUCUAAGAUGCAGCUUCCGGGCUGCCUCCACCUUCCCUGACCCCAGCAACUAAGCUGUGAAGGGAGGCUUCAUGCUGCCUAUCAGAGCUUGCGUGCAAGCAGGAGGGGACAGGGAUCUCUCACUUAGGCAAUGGGAAGCCUCGCUUCCCAGCUGAGGGAUCCCUGUCCCCUCCUGCUUGCACGCAAGUAGGAAUGGGAUUGGGGCUGUUCCGAUGGGAAGGGAGGCAUCACACUGCCUGAGAGAUCCCUGCCCCUCCUGCUUACACGCAAGUAGGAGUUGGGAUGGGGCUGCUCUGAAAGGCAGUGUGAAGCCUCCAUUCCCAGCUGAGGGAUCCCUGUCCCCUCCUGUUUGCACGCAAGUAGGAAUGGGAUUGGGGCUGCUCUGAUGGGAAGGGAGGCAUCGCGCUGCCCGAGCCUCGCCGCCGUCGCUGCCGCUCUUGGCCCUCCUUCUCCGCCUUCCAUGUCUGACCCAACACGCACCACUUCCCCACCACCACCACCAAAGAACCAACAACUCAGGGGCUGCCCAGGCUCAUGGAGAAAGGAGAUAGAAGCCUCGAAGGAAGGGGAAACGUGGUGGUUGAGGUCAAGGCGGCGGCCGCCCCUCUGCCACCACCAUCGCUGCAGCAUCAACAUCCCAAACUUGUAGUAUUUUAUUGGUUGGUUGGUUGGUUGGUUGGUUGGUUGGUUGGUUGUACCCCCGGAUUCAUUGAAAAAAAUCUGGUAACCUUACUUUAAAAUAUAUAUUUUACAUGCUUGGAGUGCUCAGAUAUUUCCUCCUGGUCAUAAUACCAAAAUUCCUCUCCCUCAAGAGAUGGGAGAAUUUUGUGCAAUGAAAGUUUGUAGGGGGAAAUUUCAUCUGGAACUAAAGACUGAGUUCUGAAUUCAACACUGCAGAGUGUUUGGAGGGCUGGGAAUCCUCUGGUUGUUUCCUAGUAGGGUUUUAGCAGUGGGUUGUAUUGGUUUUCUUUAUGCUACCCCCAACUCCAUUUGCUCCUAAAUGUCUGUCUUAAUUUUCAUACCGUUGGGUUGAUGUUCUACGAUUGUUAUAUACUCUGGUAAGACUUUUUGCUUAUUUGUGGGCCACUGUGGACCCUUGGUAUAUAUUUGCAGCCAGAUAAAAGGGCCCCAGAAUCUUUGUUUAAAUCUAGGGCUGGCGAUGGUGGUCAGAGUAGCUGGGGGCCUGGAAACUCCUAGCACUGUUGCUGCCGCUGCUGGCUCUCACAGCUGUCUUCUCUGAGCAUGCAAACAGCGACCAGAAUAACUAAAGAUGGAGCGGCAUUUUCCCAUUUCCCCCCAAAAGGGGGACCCAGACUUGGCCCCGUGUCAGUGGGGGUGGGCCCAGCUUUUGCCCAAGGAUAAUAAUUUAUUAUUUAUACCCCACCCAUCUGGCUGGGUUUCCCCAGCCACUCUGGGAGGCUUCCAACAGAAUAUUAAAAUACAAUAGUCUAUUAAACAUUAAAAGCUUCCCUAAACAGGGCUGCCUUCAGAUGUCUUCUAAAAGUCUGGUACAGUGGUGCCUCGCAAGACGAAAAUAAUCCGUUCCGCGAGUCUCUUCGUCUAGCGGUUUUUUCGUCUUGCGAAGCAAGCCCAUAGGGAAAUUCGUCUUGCGAAGCGCAUCGAAAAACGGAAAACCCUUUCGUCUAGCGGGUUGCGAGGCAUUCGUCUUGCGGGGCACCACUGUAUUUGUUGUUCUCUUUGACAUCUGGUGGGAGGGCGUUCCACAGGGCGGGUGCCACUACCGAGAAGGCCGUCUGCCUGGUUCCCUGUAACUUGGCUUCUCGCAGCGAGGGAACCGCCAGAAGGCCCUCGGAGCUGGACCUCAGUGCCCGGGCAAAACGAUGGAGGUGGAGACGCUCCUUCAGGAUGGCAUGUUCUGGUGCUUGGCUUGCCAGGUGACGAGGGAACACACUGAACUAUAUUGCCUAGAGUGUUCUAAACCGAAAGCUUUCCACUACUUAUUGGGACAGUGCGCAGUUCAAUUUACUGCCCCUGAGUAUGACACAGACUGUGCAAGACAUGCCAGCUACUCUCUUUGACAGAAUAGCAUAAAGAAAAAAAAAGGGGGGGGGGACACCAUUUUUUUGUCCCAUGAGUUUUUAAAGUUGCACCACACGAAAAGACAACAAAUGAAGAGGCGCUAUUGGAGAGAUGAGUGUUAAAGGGAUAAAUGCGAACAUGCACUUUGAGAUGUGCUGCAUACACAUACCAUACAUUUAAAGCACAUCUAUUUCCCCCAAAGAAUCCUGGGAACUGUAGUUUAUUAAGGGUGCUAGGAACUACAGCUCUGUGGGAGGCUAAACUACAGUUCCCAGGAUUCUUUGUGGGGAAGCCAUACGCUUUGAAUGUCGGUGUGUAUGCAGCCUUAGAUUUGGUUGGAAAUUCAGACCUGGGAGAUAUUAAGCAAGUGCUUAAGCUCUGAUUUCUUUUCUCUCGUCAUUAUAGGUUGGGGCCUUUGUGCAGCGAAAGCUCAGUAUCCUAUUGCUGACAUGGUAAAGAUGCUUAAUGAACAAGGGAAGAAAGUCAGGCAAGUGUGAUCAAUAUGCUGGUAUAAACAGUUUAUAUUACUAAUAAGAAAAUUAGCUUUAGUCCCCGGAGAUCUGGUGUGAUCUACAACCAUUAACUCUACAGUAACAGCUUUGAUGGCGCUCUUAUGGAGUGAGAUAAUUCUUUAAAAAGAUGACCUUGCUAUGUGGAGGCAUAUCAUAAGACCUGUUUGUAUCUACCCUUCAUCCAUGAGAAAUGGUUGGCCACUUCUUUUCCUUCUGUCUUCAUUCCCCUCCUUUCAUCUCGCUCCUCAAUUAGUGGGUCCUGCUAACGAGAAACAUCAUAAAACUCGAACUCAUAGCUAACAGCAGUGGUUGCUUUUUUGUGAUAGGGAAUGAGUUGCUUGUACAGUGGUACCUCGGUUUAAGAACAGUCCUGUUUAUGAACUAUUCUGUUUACAAACUACGCAAAACUGGAAGUAGUGUUCCAGUUUGCGAACUUUACCUCGGUCUAAAACGGAAACCGAGUGGUGGAAGGGCACCGGCAGCGGGAGGCUUCACUGGGGAAAGCGCACCUCGGUUUAAGAACGGAUUCGGUUUAAGAACAGACUUCAGGAACGGAUUAAGUUCGUAAACCGAAGUACCACUGUACUCAUGUUGUGGGUGCCAGCACAAAAUGGCUGCCCAUGGCAUCAAAAAAAAAAAGGGGGGGACUGUACUCUGUGAGUACCAUCCAUCACUGGUUAACAGAACAAAACAAACUGCUUUGCUGGUUCAAAAGGUUAUAAAGAGUCAGUACAGUGUAUGUGGAGAGCUAUUUUAUGAUGAGCUACAUCUACUGAAAGCCCUGUCUUCUUUUGCACUGCGCCACUCUGGUCAUGCAGCCAUGAAUGGCACGGAGCAUCUACACAUUAAAAAUAGUGGCAACUUUUGCACAUUUUCUCCUCUGCACCCUAUUGUGCUCUGCCACCACAACAAAUAGCAACAUGCUCCUUGUUAUUUAUUUAUUUAUUUAUUUAUUUAUUUAUUAAUCACCUUUAUAGACUGCCUUUCUGCCAAGGCAUUUUAUGCUUCCUAGGCUGCCGGAAGUCUACAUUUCCCUCCAUCUCAGAACACUGCCGUUCCUCCAUUAGGAAUACAGGAAGCUGACUUAAACAGAGUCAGACCAAGUUUCAUGAUUGUUAUCACAUCUAGUUUGGCUGUUUGAGUUCUGGACAUGGAUGAGGGACAUGUGGAUAUGGAACCCUGCUUAGGUAUGAAUCUUACUAGGAGUAAUUGAGCCAAUAAUAAUAAUAAUAAUAAUAAUAAUAAUAAUGUAUUAUUUAUACCCCUAUCACCUGGCUGGGUUUCUCCAGCCACACUGGAUGGCUCCCAACAGAAUAUUAAAAACACGAUAAAACAUAAAACAUUAAAAACUUUCCUAAACAGGGUUGCCUUCAGAUGUCUUCUAAAAGUCAGAUAGUUGUUUAUUUCCUUGACAUCUGAUGGGGAGGGCGUUCCACAGGGCGGGCGCCACUACUGAGAAGGCCCUCUGCCUGGUUCCCUGUAACCUCACUUCUUGCAGUGAGGGAACCGCCAGAAGGCCCUCGGAGCUGGACCUCAGUAUACGGGCUGAACGAUGGGGGUGGAGAUGCUCCUUCAGGUAUACUGGGCCGAGGCCGUUGAGGGCUUUAAAGGUCAGCACCAACACUUUGAAUUGUGCUUGGAAACAUACUGGGAGCCAAUGUAAGUCUUUCAGACCGGUGUUAUAUGGUCCCGGUGGCCACUCCCAGUCACCAGUCUAGCUGCCGCAUUCUGGAUUAGCUGUAGUUUCUGGGUCACCUUCAAAGGUAGCCCCAUGUAGAGAGCAUUGCAGUAGUCCAAGUGGGAGAUAACCAGAGCAUGCACCACUCUGGCGAGACAGUUUGCGGGCAGGAAGGGUCUCAGCCUGCGUACCAGAUGGAGCUGGCAGACAGCUGUCCUGGACACAGAAUUGACCUGUGCCUCCAUGGACAGCUGUGAGUCCAAAAUGACUCCCAGGCUGUGCACCUGGUCCUUCAGGGGCACAGUUGCCCCAUUCAGAACCAGGGACCAAUUAUACUCUCUUGGCCUAGCGUACCUCACAGAUAUUAGCAGAGUGACUGAAAAGGAUCAGACCAGAGUCCACAGAGAAAAGAAACUGAUGCUAAUUUACUCAAUGUGAGCUGAAUAAAAGCAGCACAUAAUAUGAGGAUAAAUAAACAGAACUUUUUUCUUUCAUAGGGUACAUAGGGUAAAAACUGAUUAAGAAGUACUUUUCCCUCCUACACUUGCAAUUGUGAAAACUCAGCUGACACUUUCGUACUGACACUUAACUCCCAACUAACUACAGCCUCCAGCCAGUUGGAGUUUGCUGUCAUUCAGACCAAUAACAGACCUAACCCCUUAAGACUCUCGCUGAAUAGUCCCUGCUAUUGCACUUCUCACAAUAGGUUCCGACCAUCUGUUUCAAGCUGAGAACGAUGCUGACCCAUUGAAAUUGCCUUUCACGAAUGCUGGCUGCCUUUGCUACCUAUCACUCUCUCCUUAGUGGUUCAAUCAGGAGGUAGGCAAGCCUGGAGCUGGCCUGCCGCCGCCUGCAUAGCAUUGCUAACAUUUAUCAGUUUCUUUUUAUUAGUUCAGCAUGUCUUGGACGCAAUGUGGCCAUUCCUUUUCUCUCUUUGGUUCCAGGUUUGGCAUCCAUCCGGUGGCAGGCCGUAUGCCAGGGCAGCUGAACGUUCUGUUGGCAGAAGCCGGUGUCCCUUAUGACGUUGUGCUGGAAAUGGACGAGAUAAAUGAAGAUUUCCCAGGUAAAGAAUGAGGGUGGAGAGAGGAGAGAGAAAUAAAUAAAUAACAGUUUAUCUUUUAUUUAAACCAUGCUGAGAAAGUUAGUUGUAUUGUGUGCUUUUGCAAUUAGGCCAAAGAAUAAUCAUGCUGUCUCAAGUGCUAUUUUCCCUUGUCUCCUAUCCUCCUCUGACUUCUCCCAUAGAAGCUCUCCAGGUAUCAACUUUAGCUGAGCCCCAUAGCAAUCUUUUUUUUUUUAAAAAAAUAAUAUUUAUUAUUUUCUAUACAUAAACAUAACAGAAGAAAAAGCCAACAAUAAUAAAGAAAAAAGAAUUAAAUGAAAAAAAAGGAAAAGAAAAAAGAACAUAAAAUACAUCAAAUCACCACAUAAACUGAAACUUAAUUAAUUACUCAAAAUCCAUCUUCAUAAACAUAUUAUUUGACUUCCUCAAAUCUCUUCCAUCUGAGUUUCUUAGUAAUUAUAUAUAGCAGUUUCCAAUAUAAUUAUUUCAUAAAACAAUAUCACAGUCAUAAUCAUAUUUCCUAACUUUUCUUAUCGUACAUUUUCUUAUUUGUUUAUUUAAUCCCAAUUUAAUCCUAGGCCUAAUUGAUUCUUUCAAGUGAUUACAUAUCUUUAAUAUUACAAUAUUUAUUCAAAUAGUCUUUAAAUUUCUUCCAGUCUUCUUGGUAUUCCUCUUCUUUCUGGUCGUGGAUUCUCCCGGUGAGAUCAGCCAGCUCCAUAAACUCCAUCAUCUUCAUCUGUCAUUCUUCUACCGUUGGUAGUUCUUGUGUUUUCCAAUUUUUGGCUAGUAAAAUCCGUGCAGCAGUUGUGGCAUACAAAAAUACUUUAACAUCUUUUUUGGGCAGUUCAGAACCUGUUAUUCCAAGGAGAAAGGCCUCUGGUUUCUUCAUAAAAGUAUAUUUCAUCAUUUUUUUUAAUUCAUUAUAAUUUUUUCCCCAGAAGUCUUUAACCUUGGAGCAAGUCCACCACAUAUGAUAGAAAGUACCUUCUUUUUCUUUACAUUUCCAACAUAAAUUAUCACAAUUGUGGUAGAUCUUCGCCAAUUUAACAGGGGUUAAGUACCAUCUAUACAUCAUUUUCAUAACAUGAGCCCCAUAGCAAUCUGCACCAGCUACACACCUGAAGCCUACACCCUAGGUGUACUACUAUUUGUUCAAACCUCUCUCAGUGGCUUUGGGCCAUCAUAUUGCGAGCAUCAGAUUUUCAGAGGGCUAUUCUGGAAAGCGGUUCUGCUUGUGUUGCAUACUUUCUCAGCUGACUUCAGAGGUGGUCUGCUUCCCCAGACUUUCUCUUCUAGAAUGAGCUGAGAGAUGCAAGAGCCUUUUGAUGUUUCAUUGGGGAGGUCAAGUUUUAUAGCGUGAUGCUGCUGGACAAGAAUUAAAUGAUCGAGCUAACAAUGCAUCUAUGAAUCAGCAGCUUACAGCUGUCAAGCUGGUGCUCCAGCAAGUCUCCUGCGUAAAAUCUCUUUAAGCAAUGAAAGAAGCAGAACACUUGUGGGAAUCAGAAGGCAGCCAAAAAGAGAAUGGAAAAAGGAAUUUCAAAAAGGAGCUCGGAAGUAAUCUCAAGCCUCCCUCUUAAAAAUCUGUGCUUUGAAAUGAAAGUGUCCCCCCACCAAAAUCCAGAUGCUCAUAAAUUAUAAUUUAAAUUAUAUAAAUUAAUCUUACCCUUCCUAUUUCAUUAAAAAGGCUGCUACUUUCAUAUUGCAAAACUGAUCUAGGUAAACCAUCUGGGCCACGGGCAUCAUAUGAAAAGUAAGCUUUUGAAUCGAGUUGUGAAUAUUGAAUCUCACACUUCUUAACACCGUUGUUGGGUUCAGCUAAUUGAGAAGAUUGCCUGUUUCUUCUUUGGAAGAGGGCAUGACAUUAAGUCAUGACUAUUCCUUUAUAAUAAUUUUCAGCUGUCAAUCAGAAUUCACUGUUAGUCCUUCAGUGAAGGGACUUAACCCUGUGAAAUUGGCUAGGCCAGUGCGGUAGAGACUACUAUCCCUCCUGCAUCAUAAAGGUAAAGGGACCCCUGGAUGGUUUAAUGUAUGACCCAGGCACUCAGCAGAAGGGACAAAUUGUGUCAAUUUCUUCCUCUUUGUCUGAGGAAGAGAAAUAACAAACAUAAGACUCAUGUGCGGUUGAGCAUCAGCAUGGAGUGCCUAAGUCUUCUGUUACAGCUGAUGACACACAGCUCUACCUCUCCUUUACAUCUGCAGGUGUUCUAGAUUCAGGUAGGUAGCCGUGUUGGUCUAACGCAGUCGAAAUAAAUAAAUAAAUAAAUAAAUAAAUAAAUAAAUGUAUGUCCAGCAGCACCUUAGAGACCAACUAAGUUUCUUCUGGGUAUAAGCUUUCGUGUGCAUGCACACUUUUUAUACCCAGAACAAACUUAGUUGGUCUCUAAGGUGCCACUGGACAAUGUUUUUAUUUAUUUCAUCUGCAGGUGUGGCAGGUGUGGCAGUGGAAGUGUUGGACCAUUGUCUUGCCUCAGUAAUGGACUGGAUAAGAGGCAAUAAACUGAAGCUCAAUCCAGAUAAAACUGAGGCAGUGUUAGUAGGUGGUACCCAGGACUGGUUGCAUGAAAGAUUUCCUGCUUUUGAUGGGGUUACACUCCCGCUGAAGGAGUGGAUAUGCAGAUUUGAGGUGCUUCUGUUGUUAUUGUUUGAGUCUCAGGUGGCCUCAUAGUGCACAUUUAGAUGUGGUGGCAUGUGCCCUAGUUGGCUUGAGGGAGUUUUCCUUCAGAUGUUUGGUUGAAUGUCUCCCUUCCUAUGUACAAGUCCUGAACUAAGAAAGACAAAACCUCUCUGUUCCUUUCUCAUUGUUUCUGUUCAAUUUCUUUAUCAGGUUUUCUUUUCUCUCUGGCCUCCAGAUUUAUAUGUUUAUAAGAUUUAUAUGCUUAGAUGUUUUAUCUGUCUCCGCAUCCCAAGGGAAUUAAGCAGUUGUCUGCCAGUGAGUUUGAAAGUCCUGACAAAAGACAGUAGCUUUUCAAGUUUCUGAAGUGCUGAUGAGUUUUCUUCUGCCUCUCAGACACAGAUCUGACUUUGGUAAUCGGUGCCAACGACACUGUGAACUCUGCAGCACAAGAAGAUCCAAAUUCAAUUAUAGCUGGUAUGCCUGUAUUGGAGGUCUGGAAAUCUAAGCAGGUAAGUAAUGGCAAGGGAUUGAUCCUUUUGUGAUAGCCUCCAACAGAAUUCCCUUUACAUCUCAACCCAUGAGAAUCGGGCACAGGUUCCUCAUUCUUGAUGGAUCCUUGGCCUGUUCUGACAGGGCUAGUCCUACGUCGUAAAGAACAUGCCUUUAAUAAAGGAAGAGGAUUCAUAAGACUGUAUUAUGGCAUGUGUACUUAAUUGGCUCUUCUGUCUACUUCACUUAGUUACGGGUACUUAUGCCCAGUUAAAAAUGGAAAGGUUUCCACUACAGUUUAGGGUUGCCAUAUUUCAAAGAGUAAAAACCAGGACACCCUGAAAGUUGUUGAUCUUUUUUAAGGAAAACCUCAAAAACACGAUUUUUCAAUUGAUUUGGUUCCCCCCAGACAUCAAUUCCGCCUUUGGAAUUGUAUAGACGUUUGGCAGCCCUACCAAAGUUAUCUUCCUUAACAUUUCCAUGUCUAAAGCUUUAAGGCACUUCAAUUCACAGUUGUAUGUGGUAAUAUUCCAAGGUCUCUUUAAGUGCUUGAAUACUCACUUUUAUGGAGUUGGGCCAUGUUGAAUUGAUGAUUUCAACCACAUAAUAAUUAAACAAUCCAUGGCCUUUUAAAUUGGGGCGGUGGUAUGGUUUUUGUUUAUUAUGGUAUGUAUUUUUGUGUUUUUGUAUUGUGAACAAUCCUGUGAUCUUUGGAUGAAGGGCGGUAUAGAAAUUUAAGAAAUAAUGAUGAUAAUAUGGUUUCAGAGUAGGUACACUAUGAUUGCUUGAGUAUCUCUCUAUUCAUGCCGCCAUUUUGUUUCUCCACCAGGUCAUUGUCAUGAAGCGCACCCUGGGAGUUGGGUAUGCUGCAGUUGACAACCCCAUUUUUUACAAGCCCAAUACCUCAAUGCUGCUUGGUGAUGCCAAGAAAACCUGCGAUGCUUUACAAGCCAAAAUUAGGGAAUCUAUUUCUACCCAUUAG